Molecule: messenger RNA, 47712 nt
Organism: Pelobates cultripes (western spadefoot toad)
Lineage: Eukaryota; Metazoa; Chordata; Amphibia; Anura; Pelobatidae
Source: the annotation of a GenBank genome assembly
UUUCUGUUUUAGAAAUUGCCCUACAAUUGGGUCUUGGCACUAUGUUUAUGAAUACAUUCUUACAGGUGAAUGUUGAGUAUAUAUUCUAGUGUCAAUUAUAUAUCGCAAUUUAUUAAUGAAUUUUCUUCUUCCCUUUUUAGGUGUUUAAAAUGUAUUUUCAAGGAUUUACAUUUGUAGGUGGUCCUUUGCCUUUGUAUUAUUGUAAACCAUAGUAAUUAAAAAGCAACUAUAUAAUGAAUACAGUUUUCUAAUUGUAUUCAGUGUGUUUAUCUUUUAUAAAUUUAAAUUACACUUACAUAUAGUUAAAACAAUUUUACAUAUUAUAAACAUUUAACUGUGAGGGGUUUACAGAAUACAAACGGCUUCCAGGCAAAAUGUGAUGUUUAGUGAACAACCCUGUCAGACUUUAAUUUGCUACAAUUUAAAGUUUAGUGAAUAAGUGAUCCAGAGGAAGGCGAAAAAACUUGGACAUAUCAUUAUUAAUAUUAAAUAUGUCCAAGCAAAAAAUUCCUUCCUGACCCCAUAUUAAGGCAAUCGGCUUCAAAAAUGUCCCUGGAUCUAUAUUAAACCUGUCUCAUAUCUUACUCAUUUAUAAUCACCCCAUCCCUUUAUACAUUACCAUCCUCUUCAAAUCCUGUUUAGGUCUAUGUGACAGUAAUACUGCUUGACAGACUUCAUGCUAGGAAACCAAAGACAUUGAAAUAUUAGCAUUGUCCAGUAUUAACCUGAAAUUUCCAGUUUGUUGUGAUAAUAGAUAUAAAAUCUGAUGAGUACCUGUUUACGGUGUAGUCCUAGCUAAGCACUGACUGGCUUCAGAAGGUGCAAGCCUUUGUUAUCAACCUCAGCUUAUUAUGAUGUAAGAUGUAAUGACAUCACUGUUAGUUGCAACCUUACCAGCAAAUGGCAUGGGAUUUUUAUCUACUGAUACAGUUUGUACAUACAAAUUAAAAUCAUACAGAGAAAAUCAUUUGUUUUUGUUUUUUUUAUUCUCAUUUUCUAAUUCUUUUUUUUUUUAGUUCAAAUUAAUUUAGUUAAAAUGAUCAUAAUUGUUUUAAUUGGGUUUUUUUUUUCAAUAGGAACAAUAUAAGUAUUUGCAAUAUAAGUAUCCAAAGACAAAUCAAUGUAACUCUUCAAAUGUAGACCAAGGAAAAUCAUCUAUAGUUCAUAAUGUCUGGCUGCCGUGGGACUUCCGUAGCAUAAAGUUAUAUAUUUAUUAUGAUUUUCUAAGUGAAUCAGUCCUUUACAAUUUUCUCUGACAGCCCAUCUAAUUCACAAGACUUUCAGCUAAUUUUAUGUUAAAAUAGUAUAUAUUAGAUACAUAUACUUUGUAUUUAAUAUGAUGCCCCCGUGCCCUUUAAAAGAGCAUUUACAUAACAUAUUAGCAAUAAGUAAAAAAUAAUCUUGUUUUCUUAAAUGAUAAUAGCCACUUCUCUGGAAAUUACACCAUUAACACUCAUCUAUAACUCAUGUUAAAAUUUGAAUUACAUUUAUAACAAUGAUACAUGGUUAGCCAAGAUGGAGGGGCCAAAUUCCAGGAUAAAUUUAAAUACAGUGGUUUGGAUUUUAACAUUCAAUGCUAUUUUGCCUCACAAACACAGCAUUUCUAAAUAAAGCGAAUAGGCAAUUAUAUUGUUAAAAAUCCUGGUGAGAGCUCCCCUUUAGUCAGCAAUUUUGAUAUGCAGAUUUGUUAAAAGAAAACUCUGGGCACCAUAACAACUUUUUUAAAGUUAAGUUUUUAUGGUGCCAAGAGGUCUUUUAUAAUGGCUCUCCUUUCGAGAUUAAAACGUCCAUGAACAGUUUAACCCCAAAGACGUCUCUCCAGUGUAUGUUCAGUCUGCACCCUCCAACAUCCACUUGCUGGAAAGAUUUAAGACAGAAGCCUAGGACUGCCACAGGCGGCUCUAUUAAUUGACUUAGAUGAGUUAACUCUCAGUUAUGUUGUUAUGGUACCCCUUUAAACUUUACUUUACUGAGAAGAAAGAUGUUCAGUCAGUUGCAUUGUGUAGGAAAUGGGGGCAUGAGGGGUUAAUAUUCCCCCAGAAAAUCGAAUGAGAGGUUGGGAGGGGUAAAACUCCCCAGUCAUGGCGAUGAUGCAGUUUUUUAAAUCAUGCUUUACUGUUUAAGAAAGGUGAGAAUAAACAAAAUAUAUUUGAAAGGUGUUGGUUAUCUAUUCCACUUAGCUUUUAAAAUAACUACAUUUCAACUAUAUGUAAAAAUAUAAUUGGAAAAACCCUUUUUGAAUAUUUUAUUUUUUUUGUGUGAGAAAUUGCAUAUUUAAAAUGUGAAGUCUGGCGUAUACCCAAUUCUAAUAAUAACCUUCCCAGUGUAUCAUUUUACCGAUAGCAAAUUACAUUAUUUAACAUAUGCUCCCUAUUGGUCUAAAAGUGUCCCCACCAUCUUCACAAUGUCCCUUAUGUUUCUCUGCCAUCCUCCCCAAUAUCCCCCAUCACUCACACAGGGUUAUUUACUAAAGAGAUAAUUCAAAGUGAAUUUCAAAUUUAUGGCUAGAGUAGCCAAACUGAAAGCAUAGAUAACUGAAACUUUUCCAGUCUCAUUUUAGUGAAAAAAAAAUUCAAAUUUUUGUAACUAACCCAAGUGGCGGAACUACAGGGGCCACUGAGGUCGUAAGUACCUCCUAGGAGGUUGCCAACUUUGCACUAAGGAAGAGUAGGCACCUGCUUACUCUGCCUAAAUAUAGUGUCCGGGGGGAGAAUGGAGGCAAUGACAAGGGAACUGCAAUUUUCAUUCUCUUCCAGCACUGAGAGGGAGUACUCCAGGAACAACAUGAAGAUUAUACAAUCCCCACACUGGACCCCAGGGAGAGCAUCCACUCCAGUAGGGAGGUUGGCUGGACUUGAAUAAAAAUGAUUUAAAAAUAAUAAUUUGCGAGAGAAUGUUUGUGUGUUUGUCAGUGAGUGUGCAUCUGAAAGUGUGUGCUCUAUUUAAGUAUCGGCAAUGGGGGAACCUAUUUGCCUUGAAGAGGCGCCUGACGGGCGAAAUGAGCAUCGGGGCUCGGCACCAUACACUACUGUGGCGUUUAUAUCAAGUAGAUAAUAUGGCUUCAAUAAAAUAUAGUGAUUUGAUGGCCAAGUUAUGCCUGGAAGCCCUUUGAUAUUGGUUACAAUUUUCAAUUCAGAUAGAUAGUUUAGCAUCUCUUUGUGUUUAAAGACACUAUAGUCACCAGAACAACUACAGCUUAAUGUAGUUGUUCUCGUGUGUAGUGUAUGUCCCUGCAGCACUGAUGUUCAGCGUCUCCACACUUUGCAUGGAGGCGCUAAACGUUCCUCAUAGAAAUGCAUUGAUUCAGUGCAUCUCUAUGAGGAGAUACUGAUUAGUGCAGUGUGGCAUUUUGCAGGCACAUGUGCAAUAGCCUUCCAAGUAUUGGAUUGGCUGAGAUUGUUAAUUUUGAUUAUCUCAGCCAAGAGGGUAGAGCCACCUGCGGCAGACUUGUGCGACGCUAAAAUACGUACUUUUUAUAAAUCAUUUUAAUGGGGGGAGGGGGAUGUGUAGGGGCUGAGGACCUAAAAUGAUUUUAUACACGUUUGUAUGCCUGACACUAUAUUGUUUUUUUAAGCUUAGGUCCCCUCGAAAGGUACAGUUUCUAGGUUAUUUAGAAUUUGAGAUUAUAUUAAUUUUAUUUUUCCAUAAUACACCAGAGUUUAUUUACUUUGAGGAGAUUACAAUUUGCAUCCUAUGAGAAUAUUUAUAAUUAUCCUAUGGUGUAACAGUUUUUGCUACAAUUAUCCCAGUAAAAUGACACAUUGUGGUGGUUUACCAUUGUUAUAUCCUUUUAAUCAGCUUGGUGACUUUUUUAAAGCUGAUAUCUCUUGUAUGUAAUGUUUGUUCUGUUUUAUGUUUCCACCUUGAGUAUUUGGUUUUAAUCAAUAUAGUAAAAGUUACGUUUUAACUUCUUCUUGGGUAGCUAUUUAGCUCCAGGACUAUCUUUUUGGUUUUACUAAGGUUGUACUAGGGGUUACUUCCCCUCUGACCUGUAACUCUCCUUUUGAGCUCUAUUACCAUUUGUUCGUUAUUAGGGACAGGUGGCACAGUGUUCAGAAACAUCCCCCUCCUUUUGUCACUCAUGGAGUUCCCUGGCUUUAUAUAUAUAUUAAUUAUAUCUUUGAGUAAGUUCCAUUGCUUAAUCAGUUAAUCAGCCCCCAAAAAUUCUUGCACCAGUUUCCUCUCUAUUUUAGUUCCGCCACUGAGUGUAGUUGUACAGGAAGGGCGCAGAGUAGUCACCGGUAAUAGCUGAGAUCGCAGACAGGUGAGAUUAGAGAUCUCUACAGCUGUUUUUGAUCAAGUUAAAGAAUAUUUCUAUAAGGCUGUGGAAGGUUAUGACUAUGAGGUUUGGUAGAAGAUAGUUUUAAUUAAUGCAUGGACAUUAGUAUGUGUAUGAAUGCUAGUGUGUCACACAGGGUUAUUCACUGAAGGGAGAAUUCAAGGUGAAUUUAAAUAAUAAUUUUAUAAAUCCGGAAUGCUUUGAGUUCAGCUACUCUGGCUUUAAAUGUGAAAUUCACUUUGAAUUCUGACGUCAGUAAAUAGCCCUUUAUGUCUAUAGAGUCUAUACGUAUUUGUGCCAGUGUUUGUCUUUGUAUGCAUGCUAGUUUGCGCCCUUGUAUGUGUGUUGCUAACAAGGUUAAUGUGUGCAGUAAGUUAUUCACGAGUAGUUAAAUAUAUUUGUGUUUUCUUGUCCAUGAGGGGGGCCUGUACAAUAAUCUCGCCAAGGGCACUGCAGGUAGUAAAAGUGACCCUGGUUGUGGCUGUCGGAUACCAUGUGCCUUCUGUAAUGUUCAGUGUAUGCAUGUUAUUAACUAUGCUUGUACACUAGUCUUUUUUUUUUUUUUAUGAGAAUAUUUUAUCUCAUUCUAAAUGAGAAACUAUUAGCAGUGGACAGAAUGUGGGCAGCUCUGACUCAUCAUCUCAUUCUACAGCUCACGUCACCUGUGACACAAACCCUUCCAUUCUGGCUUGACAACUGUCACUGUUUGGUAAGUAUGGUAUUUAACCACAGGGCACUGACACGAAAUCUAAGUUAAUAUUAGAUUUAAAGGGACACUUCAGUCUGGAUAUGAGUCUAUAAUUUUUUUCAUGCUUAUCUUAUUUAGAUAACAUAAUGCAAAACAAUUAAGUAAAUAAACCAUAUACUCACUUUUGACCUUAUUGCAUUUGUUGCUAAUUCCCAAGCUUUACAGGAUUUACAGUGAUCUCAGACCAGGAAAUGACUUAACCAAUCAGUAUGUUACUAUUAUUUUCAUUGAAACUGAGCAUUUGGUUUAUGAGAUAUAUAGUGGAGCACUUGGCAGUAAUUCCAUUCAUCAUAUGAAUUAAAUAGGAUUGCUGCCUAAACUGACAGCUGGAGUAAGCUGUGUAGGAGUCAGUCAGAGGAGUUGGGGAUUUGUAUAGCAAGUGCACACCAUACACAUUUUUAGAAGGACAGAGGAAGAGCUAUAACUGCCAUCAAUAAGGGAAAGGGCCUGACUGGGAAAAAAAUUUGGCCCGGGCAUUUUUCAAUCACAGCGGCCCCCUGAGAAGGGGGCGGGGCCAGAGAGGGUAGGUUUUGUCAUCACUAAUGACAAGCACGACCCUCUCAAAGUGAGCACGUUGGUUCAAUGCGCAGAGCCCCGCUGAAGAGCUCUAGCAUGAGAAAAGGGCCCUGUGUUUGUUCUGCGCAGUGCAAGCAAAUGUAACAACAGCUUGUGCUGUGUUUUCUUUUAACUUGUCUCUGGUAUCUCCAUAAGUGGGAUACCAGAGGACAAAAGGGCCAGGAAAGCGUAUUGUGUAUGUGUUUGGAGCCUGCUUGUGGGAUGGCGUGUGUGUAGAGUGAGCGGAUUGUGGUGUGGUAUUGUGUAAAUAGAUCGAUUUAAUUUGUGUUUGUGGUGUAAUGUGUGGCUAUGGACUGUAGAGAGUGUGUGUAUAGAGGCUGUAGAGAAUGUGUGUAUAGGGGGCAUAGUGUGUAUAGGGGAUGUAGCGAGUGUGUGCAUAUGGGCUGUAGUGGGUGUGUGUGUAUAUAGGUGACGUAGUGUGAGUGUGUGUGUAGAGAAUGUUGUAUGUGUUUGCUUACAAGGAAGGCAGUGUGUGCAUAGGGGAUCCAGAGUUUGUAUGUCAGGAAUGUAGUGUGUGUAGGGGAUCUAGUGUGAUAAGGACCCAGAUUGUGUAUAGGAGAUUGUGUGUGUGUAGAGGAUUCAGAGUGUAUAUAGGGUAAGGGAUCUAGCGUGUAUCUGAAGUGUAAUGUGAGUAGUGGUGCAGUGUGAGGGGUUCUGUAGUGUGUGUGUGUGUAUAUAUAUAUAUAUCUCUUUGCAAACAGGUAUCAGCACUCUCGGGUUUUAAAAGUCCAAAAUGAAUUAGUUCAAGGUGAAAAAACGCUCAACGUUUCAGUCCUGCACAGAGGACUUUCAUCAGGAUCAUUUUGAUCCUGAUGAAAGUCCUCUGUGCAGGGCUGAAACGUUGAGCGUUUUUUCACCUUGAACUAAUACAUUUUGGACUUUUAUAACCCGAGAGUGCUGAUACCUGUUUGCAAAGAUGGAUACUACUAGCCAUGGUAUGCCAGCACUUUAAAGCGUGAGUGCAAGAGCAAUUUUUCUCUUUUUAUAUAUAUAUAUAUAUAUAUAUAUAUAUAUAUAUAUAUAUGUUUGGACAUAUUGUAUGUGUGAGGGGUACAGUGUGUUGGGUGUGCUGUGUGUAUGUGUGAAGGGUGCAGCAUGUGUAAGAGGGGUGCAGUGUGUGUGUGAGGGUGUUCUUAUCUGCCGUCACAUUCUAUGUUUCAAAUUUUCUUUGUCUGUUAACUCACUGAGGGAUAUUUUAUAUAUUAUAUAUGUGGGUGUUGGGAAUAAUACACUUUGCCUAUAUUUACCCAGGGCUUAAGAUACAGAUGACAGGAUGUUCAGUCUGUUUAAAACUGGUUAACAUGUCAGCUAUUUGCAAUAAUAUAUUUUAUCUAUAUUCAAUGCUUAGUGAAUAUUCUCCUAGACAAUAAAGAGCUGUAUAAUAUCAUGGAACUGUCACUAGUCUAAUACUAGCCUUACCUUUUUGUGUCAUUUUACCCCACUCCCUCUAGCAUGUAAGCUCAUUGAGCAGGGCCCUCAACCCCUCUGUUCCUGUGUGUCCAACUUGUCUGGUUACAACUACAUGUCUGUUCGUCCACCCAUUGUAAAGCGCUGCGGAAUUUGACGGCGCUCUAUAAAUAUCAUAAUGAUAAUAAUAAUAAUGUAACAAGUAAUAGGUGUUAUAUGUUGAAGAACAUCAUGUGUGUGUGUGAGGGUGCUGUGUGUGUGUGUGUGUGCUGUGUAUGUGUCUGUGUGUGUGUGUGUGUGUGUGUGAAUGUUUAUUUAAAUACGUAUACAUUUUUUUUUAUUUAAAAAACAAAAAUGUUAUAUCCCCUCCUCACUUCUUACCUUUAGCCUGGGAGGGGCGGGAGAGGGGGGGUGGGAGGGGGGCGUACUGCAAUGGCCAUCUCUGGUGGUCUUAGAGGGGAAUGAACUAUAGCCUGUAGGGCUAGAGUUCACUCUUGCACAAUCUGAGCAUUGGCCCGGUAUGCCCGAUGACCAGUCCAGGCCUGCUGAGGGGAGUGGCUUAUAUCAAACAUAAUAUAAUUUUGCACUUAUAUAUAAAGCUGUGUAGGGAGACAACGACAAGGAACCUUGUGGAACCUUUUCAUUUAACACUUAUCUGGUUUUAAAAGUAUACCCUUACUUAGCCUGCUAGAAAUGAUGUUCCAAGUUCUUUAAAUCUCAAUGUUAUUAUUUACAAAAUACACCGUAUUUGUUUGUUUGAAAAAGUUUAUUAUCCUAUAUGUUCUAAACAUAAUCUCUUUUUGUACCCCAAAUGUAAGCAAAAUAAUCUUAAGGCAAGCUAGCAGAGCUGUAUUGCAGUUUAACUCACAGAGGCAUUUGGCCUGAUUGUUGUGUUCACUGGUCACUUUAUAUUUAAAUUGAUGUCAUAAAGUGAUGAAUGCAAAUGAAAAAGAUGUGUUCUCUUUUAGUUUUCUGAAAAAUAAAUAUAGCUGCACUCUGACAUUGCCUCUGGCUAAUUAAGAUUCAGACGAAUUCUUAGUUUCAAGAUAAUGCACACUGUUUAGUUUUUAGUUUUUUGUUUUUUUCAGUGCAUACAUUCUUCUAUAUAAUUUAAUUUAUGGGUUGUGUGGUGAAAUGGUGUUUUCAAUGUCAGAACAUAGAAUGUAACAGCAUAUAAGAACCAUUCGGCCCAUCAAGUCUGCCCCAUUUUCUAAGUACUUUAACCCCUUAAGGACCAAACUUCUGGAAUAAAAGGGAAUCAUGACAUGUCACACAUGUCAUGUGUCCUUAAGGGGUUAAUGUGUCCCUGGCCUUAUCUUAUAGUUAGGAUAGCCUUAUGCCUAUCCCAUGUGUGCUUAAACUCCCUCACUGUGUUAACCUCUACCACUUCAGCUGGAAGGCUAUUCCAUGCAUCCACUACCCUCUCAGUAAAGUAAUACUUCCUGAUAUUAUUUUUAAACCUUUGCCCCUCUAAUUUAAGACUAUAUCCUCUUGUUGUGGUAGUUUUUCUUCUUUUAAAUAUACUCUCCUCCUUUACUGCCCCUUUAUGUCAGGUUUCCCCAAACUCCGGCCCUCUAGAUGUUGCUGAACUACAACUCCCAUGACUCCAAGCCUAUCUAUUUCAUUCAUAGAAUCAUGGGAGUUGUAGUUCAGCAACACCUGGCAGGCCGGAGUUUAGGGAAGCCUGCUUUAUGUAUGUAAAUGUUUCUAUCAUAUCCCCCCCCCCGUCUCGUCUCGUCUUUCCUCCAAGUCCAAGCUAUACAUGUUAAGAUCCUUUAACCUUUCCUGGUAAGUUUUAUCCUGCAAUCCAUGAACCAGUUUAGUAGUCCUUCUCUGAACUCUCUCUAAAGUAUCAAUAUCCUUCUGAAGAUACGGUCUCCAGUACUGUGUACAAUACUCCAAGUGAGGUUUCAUCAGUUUUCUGUACAAUGGCAUGAGCACUUUCCUCUUUCUACUGCUAGACAGCUAGGGAGGCUGGAUUAACCCUGCAGUGUAAACAUAGCAUGCUAUGUUUUCAGCUGCAGGGUUAAAACUAAGUAGAACCUGGCACCCAGACCACUUCAUUGAGCUGAAGUGGUCUGGGUGCCUAUAGAAAACAGAGAAACUGCUAUGUUUACACUGCAUGGUUAAUCCAGCCUCUAGUGGCUGUCUGGCUGUCUCCCUGACAGCCAUUAGAGGCCGCUUCCGCGAUUUUCCGCGAUUUACAGUAAAUCACACUUAUUUGACGCUGGACGUCCUCAUGGAGUCCAGCAUCAAAUAAGAUCCCCAUAGGAAAGCAUUGAGUAAUGCGUUCCUAUGGGCGGGUUUGAAUGCGUGCACACCUCUGGCCGCGCAUGCACAUUCGGCUCCACGUGGGAGCCCACGUCGGUGGGGGAGGAGAGGUCACCAGCACUGGCUUAAGGUAAGUGGCUGAAGGGGUUUUAACCCCUUCAGCGCCGAGGGAGGGGGGCACUCCAAGAGCCUAUAGUGGCAGGAAAACGGGUUUGUUUUCCUGGCACUAUAGGAUUCCUUUAACCCGUUAUCUCUAAGUAUAAUACUAAUAUCCGUUUUAUCCGAGACAGACAGGAUUAUUCCCUAAAGUUAGAAUUGUCUGAAACUGAAUUCAAAGUGAAUUUCAAAUUUUAGACCAAAAUAGCCAGAAUAUUUUCAAUCCAGCUAUUUUGACCUUAAAGUUGAAAUUCACUUUACAUUUCUAACAAUUCUCAGAGAAUAAUGAUUUAAUGGCAUCUUGACAGCAAUGUUUUUGAAAAUUGCAGCACAUUAUUAUUACAGUAAUAUUAAUUUCUAUUCAGAAACUGGAAUUCUCUGUUUUUUUAUAUGCAUCAUUUCAGAUUGUUGGGUUAUGUCCCAUUUGUCAUAUUAUAAAAGAAGAUGGCAAAGAAAAUGGAAAAUUAAAUCUUAUUGUGAAAAGUUAAAAUAUAUUUUUUUCUACUCCGCUUUUUCCAGAUUUAUUUUUGUUAGCUGGCAGUCCAGUUAUUAAAGGAAAACCUAAUAAAGGAAAUAAAAUUAUUAAAGAAUCACAGUGCUGAAAAGUUCUGGUCUUCAUUUGAAAUUUAAAAAAAGGAAUAGAAAAAUAAACUGCAGUUAGCGUGUGGACAAAAUGUAUUCUUUUCGUAUCAAUAUUUUUUAUUUUUAUUUUACAAAAUUGACAAUAUUUUCUGCAGUGCUGCACAAUGGCUUCAUGAGACAUACACAUAAGAUCGACACAUAAGAACAAGAGGUGGUGAUGGUCCUGCCCAAAUGGGUUUAUAAUAAUUAACUUAAAUACAAUUUACAGUAUUCACUUGUUGAUGUCUUGUUAUAAAAUAUAUGCAAAUUAAAGUGAACCUCUUAAGGAAAAAAAACGAUUUGCCUUAAAUCGCUUCUAAAAUGAUGUAUUCAGUGUAAAAUAUCGAGGUAUACUCAUUUCACUUUCGUUCCAACAUCAAAAAUCUGAGUUUCGUUGGUGUUACUCUUGUAAAACCCACCACUUGUCGGCCUCUGAUUCUCUUGCUGUCUUUUGUGAUUUGCCUUGCUUGGAGACAGUACCCUAAACAGGGAAACCCUCCUCGCUAUCAUUCUGGCAUCUGAACUGCGCGCUAACAACGUCUGCUCUCCCUUAUCAGUCAAAUUGUCAGCACUGAGUCUAUGCCAAAGUUUUGACUGAGAAGUUGGAGCAAUACCUAUUUUUAGAAAUUUUUUUCCCCAAACUAUACAUUGGCUAGCAAAACUGCAAUGUUCCACUCAUUUAGAGAAUGCAAGACUGUAAAGAUCUGCAAAUGCAAAAUAAGCAGAACAUUAAACACCAGCAUAGGUUAUUUGGAGUCCUUUAAAAAAAACACUCCAACAACUAAACCACUAUUUUUAAAUCUUUAUUUUUGAAGUGUGUCUUCUUUUUAUUUUUCAAUCAGUGCAGAAUUUAGCCUUGUUACCCCCUCCUGGUUGUCAGUCAGUCAACCGGUUCUGUUACUAGAAUUGUGCACAAAUUCCUUUCAGCUGAACAAAAUAAAUGCCACUUAAUCUAUGGCCAAACUAAUCGAUUUGUUCUUAGAAACCUAACUAAUCGAUUUGCUCGUCCAUUGAUUGACAGACAUUUGAUUUGAUCAGUAUGCCUGACAGGGAUUUCUGCACAAGUCUGCCUGUUCCUUCCUGGUAGUUUAGCUCAGUGGACCUAGGCCAGGGGUAGGCAACCUUUUAGCAGCACUGUGCCGAAAUAAGAUUGUGAUGUGCCGUAGCGUGCCGCUCCUAUUUUUUCAAAUUGAGGUGUGCAUGUUGCUGUAUUCUGCUUGUGUUUUUUAUACCGCAGUUGCCUUGUGUCGUUGUAUUUGAGCUAUUAUAUUGUAUAUGUUCAUGAGUGGUUUGUGGUAUUGUGUACCUAUGAAAGUGGGCUGUGUAUGAGGCCUGCUUGUGGAAUUGUGUGUGUGGAUGGAUAUGUCACAUUGUGUAUUUGGUGGUGUGUAUGUGUGGGGCAGUUUGGGGAAUUGCAUGUGAGAGGCUGCAUGUGGGGUUGUGUGCAUGUAUGUGGAUUGUCAGUGGUGUUGAGUUUGUGCAGAUUACGUUUUGUGUUUGUGUGUGGGCUGUUCGUAUUAUUUAUAUGAUGAGAGGGUUAUCCUGCAGCUCUGUGUAUAUCUGGCACUGUGGGUGGCUUUCCUGUGUUCCAGUGGGGACCAGGCUGGCCAGGUACAGCUCAAGGAAAGGAGCUGCAACAGCAGCUACGGGCUACUGUACUACUGUGUGCUGGGAGGAAGUGAUCUGAGCUCACUUCCUCUAUGUGCUGCAAUGCACAAAUUGAGUAUUGUCCUUCACCAUCUUUUCGUAUUAGCAGAUAUCUGAACUUUCACUGGGACUCCUGAUAGGCCAGAGCCUGUUUGGCUCUAGCAGCCUUGAGUGUCAUACAAAGGCACCUCAAGUGCCAUUGGUUGCCUACCCCUGUUCUAGACUCAAGAGGCAGCAAUCACACAGAGCACCUGCCUUGCAAAGACCUCUCCCUUUCAUGCUCAGCCUAGACUUUAUGUGGUUGUCCAAUCACAGACUACCCAAAGCAGCUCAAUGACUUGCCAAUGCUGCAGACAAGAGACCUGCAGCUUUUCCAAACUGUUUUAGAUGUACACCCAAUUAGAAAAAUAUGAAUGAUUAAAUGCAUGCUUGUUUUCAUUGGGAGAAUAUCUAUUAAAUAGUGAUUUUGUUUAUUUUUUUUGUGUGAUGGAGAUACUUAUGUUUUGAUGGGCAUCCUAUGUGAAAUGUGUAAAAUAAAGAUUUUUAAAUCAUUUUAAAAAAAAAAAAGAUUUAUAAGGCAUUAUAGAGUAUGUUAUAUAGUAACUUUAGGAAAUACCGCAUUUUAUUUUUAAAAAUAUAUAUUUUUUAAAAGUAUUUGUACUUGUAUUUUUAUUCGAUCUUGACAUUUGAUGAAAUAUUCUGUUUGCAGUGACUGGUGAUAGGGUGCUAUUCAGGGCAAGUCUCACCGAGUUAUUUACUAAACCUGGAAAUUGUUGGGAAUUUCACAAUUUAGACCAAAAGUGCUGAAUUAGAAAGAAAACAUUUAAAAAAUCCACAACUUUGAUAAACUUCCAUGUUGGCUAUUUUGGUCUAAAAUUUUAAAUCCACUGGAAAAUCCCCCCCAAUUUUUAGUUUCAGUGAAAAAGAAACACGGAUGAAACAUGUUUAACCCUUUAGUGUCUGAUUUUUAUUUUUUUAAAUUUGUAACUUCAGCUGUUUUGGCACUUUUGCUAGGUGUAUUUUUUCCCACUGUGUGUAAUAGAGGUCACCAAAUCUAAGAAUGCUACAUAAAAGGAUAUAUUUUAGAAAAAGAAAGGAAACAGUCCAAUAAUAUAGGUCUGCUAUAAAGAUAAAUGGAAAGAAUAAACCAAUGCACUUAAAGGGACUCUCCAGUGCCAAGAAAACAAACUGUUUUCCUGGCACAGCAGGUCCCCUCUCCCUCGCACCCCCCAUCCCAAGUUGCUGAAGGGGUUAAAACCCCCUCAGUGACUUACCUGUAUCCAGUGCCGAUGUCCCUCGGUGCUGGUUCAGGGAACGCCCACGCUCCCCCCCCGCCAACAUCAUCCGGCGGAGGAGACCUAUUGCGCGUGCUCAGCUGGGGAGACCUAAUGCGCAUGCGCAGCAAUGCCGCGCAACUCACAUUAAACGCCCCCAUAGGAAAGCAUUGAAAAAUACUUUCAAUGCUUUCCUAUGGGGAUUUCAGAGACGUUGGAGGUCCUCACAUAGUGUGACGACGUCCAGCGAUGCUAUAGCACACGGAACCUGUGCUAUAAACCCGGAAGUGCCCUCUAGUGGCUGUCUAAUAGACAGCCACUAGAGGAGGAGUUAACCCUGCAAUGUAAAUAUUGCAGUUUAUGAAAACUGCAAUAUUUACAAUUGCAGGGUUAAGGGUAGUGGGAUUUGGCACCCAGACCACUCAAAUGGGCAGAAGUGGUCUGGGUGCCUGGAGUGUCCCUUUAACAUUUUCCAGAAUUAAAAAUUAGCUUGAGUAUAUAUUUGAGCAGUAUAAUUAGGAUAUGUAAUGGAAACAAACAGAAAAGAUAGGAUGCUUUAUAGUGUAGUAGGUUCUUAGUAAGCAAUUGCCAGUAUACGAUAAUGACACACUCCCAUAUUAUAGAGCCUUACACAGCUCUGCUGUGAUAGCAUGAAGUGGAAUAAUCUCAUCUGUGGAAUGGUGGUUCUUACAGACAUCCUCAACAUUUAUAUGCCGAAGAAAAUUCACUGUAAGUAGAGAAAUUUUAAAAAAAACAAUUUAAAACGUAUAAAAGUUAUGAAGAUAUUUUUAUAUUGGACUGUUUCCUUUGUGUUUUUCAUAUCCUCUCUGGACUGUUGUGGCGCAACUUCCUUUUGUUCUUGAAAUUAUCUCAUCUUUGGCCUGGAAGAGAUGUCCCUAGCUUGGCUCUUUUGUUUCCUAUCUAUCUGUACCAACAAACUUUAUAAGCACGUUACCAUUUAUUUAUUGUACAGAAGUAGUGAUGUCCCGAAUGUUUCGCCACGGACUCAUCAUUGAGUAAACUUUGACCCUGUACCUCACAGUCAGCAGACACAUUCCAGCCAAUCAGCAGCAGACCCUCCCUCCCAGACCCUCCCACCUCCUGGACAGCAUCCAUUGUGAAGCUGCAUUCUUAGUGAGCUGUCCAGGAGGUGGGAGAGUCUGGGAGGGAGGGUCUGCUGCUGAUUGGCUGGAAUGUGUCUGCUGACUGUGAGGUACAGGGUCAAAGUUUACUCAAUGAUGAGUCCAUGGCGAACCGUUCGCGGUGAACCGUUCGGCACAUCACUAUACAGAAGGAUAUAUAUUUGCACCAUCCACUGUGUUUAAUUAAGAGCAAUUGGACACAUUACCUAUGUUUAUUUAGUUUUACUUAUCUUAUUAACCUCUUAAGAAGCUUGUCUUACGCUUAAUGACACAAGCACUUUUUGCUGUAUGCGUUCAACUGCAAUUUGCAUCUCUCUCGUUUAUUGCACCGACACAUAUUAUAUACUGUUUUUUAAAGGACAGAAAGGGCUUUAAUUUGAUGUAAUAUAUAUAUAUAUAUAUAUAUAUAUAUAUAUAUAUAUAUAUAUAUAUAUAUGCUUAUUUAUUAUGAAAAAAAUACAGAAAUACAGAAAAAUGCAAAAAAAAAAGAGAAAUUUUGUGGGGUUUUUUUUACAGUUUUUGCAAUAAUAAUGUGUGCAUAAUUAGUGCAGGUUAAGAAAAGUAAUUAAAAAUAAAUUUAUUUAGUUGUUCUGAUUUACAGAAUAUAUAAUGUGUCUUGGAUUUUAAGUUUUUUUUGGUAGUUACAGGUCACAAAGCACAAGGAGUAAAAUAAACUUUUAAUGUGGAGCGAUUUUAGAAUUUGGUAUGUUUGUCUUGUAAGCUUAAUAGCCAAAAAAGAAAACAAAAUUGCCACACAGAAGUAUAUAUUUAUAUAAAGUAGACAUCACAGGCUAUUGUCCUAAGGUUGUUUCGACACUUUCUACGUAGCGAUUUCACCGACAAUCUCUGCUAAAUAUUGGAGUAAAAUUUAGUUUUUGGGGGUUUUUGGCACACAAACUUAUAACAAAGAACUGUUAGAAAAAAGGAGAGAAAACACUACCUAAGAACAUAUAUAGUUUAAAAUUUAACUUUUAAUAGUGAACGGAAUAUAGAGUGAUAAUUUCACAUAUUAAAUCUUGAUAAGUCUGUAUAUAUAAGUACACCCAGAUAUAUAAGAAUAAUAUGAAAAAAUAAUCUUAUUUUUUCAUAUUAUUCUUAUAUAUCUGGGUGUACUUAUAUAUACAGACUUAUCAAGAUUUAAUAUGUGAAAUUAUCACUCUAUAUUCCGUUCACUAUUAAAAGUUAAAUUUUAAACUAUAUAUGUUCUUAGGUAGUGUUUUCUCUCCUUUUUUCUAACAAUACUUACAUUUAGGGUUAACCCCUUCACUACCUAUGUACUUUAUUCCUACAUUAGGCUUUCACUUUGUUUAAUUUAUAACAAAGAACUUCUCAUGUGUAUUUUGUAAAGUUGGUGUGUGCUAUAUCUGUACAAAGUUUUAUUUUGUGUUCAGUUACUUCUGCUGAGUACAACGAUAACCCCAUUGUGUGUCUUUGGCACUAUUUCGUGAAGCUACAGUGCCAUAGAGGAGACCUGUCCGUUUCAACAUUUACUGUAGAAUUUUGAGAGGCGGGUUUAAUGGGCCUAUGCUUCAAUUUGGGGUAUUAUAGCAGUUUGACUGUUCAAAAAAACCCAACAAAAGGCCUACCAUUUGUAAAAGUAGACACUCCAGGGUAUCUCAUAUGGUGCAUAUCGUGCCUUAACAUGCCCCCAUUUUUUCACCAAUAUAUGCCAAAGUAUGUGGUAAAAAAUAAUUUUGGGCAUUUUUUAAAUACGGAUUACAUUUUUGCUGGGCAUUUUGUACAUUUCGUAUGUGCCACUAAGUUCAAACCCCCCAAAUUAUGCUCAGCUAAGUCUUAUGAGUAAAACAAUAUGCCCAAUGUAUGACCUAGACACUAUUUUCUGAAGUUACACUGCUGUAAAAGAGACGUGACAAGUUAAGGUUUUUAAGUGUGAAUUUUCAUGGAGGGUUUUGAUGCGUCCGUGUCCCACUUUGAAGCACUUGAGCAGGCUACAUAUUACAACUACACCAUAAAGGUAUACCAUUUCUUAAAGAACACAUCCCAGGGUAUUUCAAAAGGCAUAUUUUGAACCUUAGCGUGGGAUAAUUUUUCCGCUAGCUUGUACCAAGUGUAGUGGUAAUAAGCGGGUUUUUUCCCCGCCUUUUUGACACACAAAGUGAGUUUGCACAGUAUAUUUUGCAAAUCGUAUGUGUGCUACGACUGUAUAAUACUUCAUAUGUUGCUCAGCUAUGUCGGCUGAGUACAGCAAUACCCCCUUAUGUACCUUUGCCAGGUAUAUGUGGACAUUGAAGGAGCACAUUUGGGACACAGUCAUUCCAGUUCUUUUCAAACUUUACAUUUUUACACUGUGCCCAUGUCCCAUUUUAGAGAAUUUUACCAGGCUAUAUAAUCCAAUUACCUCUUAAAGGCAUACCAUUUCUUAAAGAAGACAGGGCAAUUCAAAAGGCCUAUUUUGAACCUUAGCGUGGGAUCAUUUUUCCACUAGCUUGUACCAAGUGUAGUGGUAAUAAGCAUUUUUUAAAUUAGAUUACAGUAUAAUACUAACAGCCUGUCAGAGCGAGCAGCGGUGCUGGGGCAGCGCGAUCCGGUGCUCCUGGUCUGCCUCUAAUGCAGAGACAGACCGGAGCACCGUUAACCCCGCGAUCGCGGCGAUCUGGGGUUAACUUUAGUAAAUGAUGGAAAUGUUCCGUCAACGGUCCUUAACUGAAGGACAAGGUUGACGGAAAAUUUCCAUCUGCAGUCGGGAAGGGGUUAAUCUUCCUCCAAAGAUUGUUUUUUUUUAAUUUUUUUUUUUAAAUCUAUUUUAUUAUUAUGGGGAAUUUUACAGACCUUGCGUGUCUGACAGCCCCAGGGUACAAUCCAUAGCCAGAUUUUUGAGACCUUGUAAGGUCACCCUAUAAACAAUUUAAGUGUACAGAGUUGCAAUUUUUAAUGUUUUACUGAGUCUAUAUCAUCAGGAUCAAACAGAUCAUAUUUUUGUGUCCCGUUCAACUAUACCAGGUUUGUAUUCUGCUGCAUUCCUUCAAGAAGAGUAUAACUCCACAUGUACACCAAGUUUUUAGAGAACUUAUAGAGUCAAAUAAUACCAUGCCUCUUUGGCAUCUUGCUUCACAAAAGACCCUACUUGGUUAAGUGUCAUAGUGUUGACCAGCAUCUUCCAACCAUAACUAAUCCUAUCCCAUGCUGUCCUUAACCUCACAGCCCCGACUAAGUCAGCAUCUCUGGCCCCCCCACCUAAUGGUUGCCCAUGGACAGGGUGCUUCCAAAGCUCAAUCCCUAGAUAGCACAGGGCCAUCUUAGCCGCAUCAUAGGCACCUGGGCAAAGCAGUGCACUGGGGACCUGCCUACACAACCACUCACAGGAAUAAAUGUUUUAAUUAUCAAUAAAAUUAAGCUAAUAUUUAUUGAUACGGCCAACAAAAUCAGUGGUUAAACAAAAAACAAAAAACAUUCUGUACAGCAGAGAUUAAUCCACACACACAUUUGGACAGUAUAACAUAAGCUUUGAAGCUGAAAACCAAGAAAUUCAACAUAAAAAAAAUGGUACUCAGUUGGUAAAUCAUACAGACUGAGAUUGCACAGUAAAAUAUUACUAUGAAUUAUUUAUUAAUCUAGUGUUCAACACAAACAUUUGCAAACUGCUUUAUAAUUGGUUUUAAGUCAGUGGUCUACAGCAGCGCUCCUCAACCCUCUCUUCAAGGCACACCUAACAGUCCAGGAUUUAGGGAUUACCGGGAUGUCUAAAGUGUUUAGAUAAAAAAAAAAAUACAAAAAGUUGAGUGUAAGGUAUUUUUUUUUCUUUUUUCAAACACUGUAGCUACAUCCAGUUAAUCCCUAAAUUCUGGACUGUUAGGUGUGGUUUAUGGAGAGGGUUGAGGAGCACUGGUCUACAGGACAUAAUCUUCAAUACACAUGAAUGAAAGCCUAUAGAGCCCCUAUGCUCGUCUGAUCCCCGGUCCAAUGUGCCCAUGUGUUAAGGUAGCUGUGGAUAGCACUCUUGAAGUGCAAGCAAGUCUAAUGACUGCACUUCAUAGGAAUUUUUGAUGUUCCUACAAGGAAUGAAGUAUAGAGAGCACUUAAGUUCAGAACUGCACCAUGUGGGGCUGUAGUGAGGUAUGCUAGCCAUAUUUUAGUGUUUUUUCAAGCUGAGACUAAAUGAUGGAAGGAAACAAAAAAUUGUGGGGCUAUUCACUGAAGUCACGAACUUAUGGUUAUUUAAAGGAACACUGUAGUCUAGUGGCAUUGCAGGCAGGCUCACCAUAUACUAGUGGUAUUGCAGGCUUACUAUAUACUAGUUAGGCUCACAACUUUAGCUUACUGAUGCAGUUUUAGUGUAUAGAUCAUGCCUCUCAGGUUUUACUGCUCAAUUCACUGCCAUUUAGGAGUUAAAUGAUGCAGCCCUUGCCACACCUCCCUUGAGUCUGAUUGACACAGCCUGCAUGAAAAAAAAAAAAAAAACUGGUUUCACUUUCAAUGAGAUGUAAUUUACCUUAAACGAUUUUAUCUCUUGCUCUGUAACUUGAAUUUGAAUCACAUACAGGAGGCUCUUGCAGGGUUUAGCAAGCUAUUAAGAACAUCUAAAUUAAACAGAACUUGCAAUAAAGAGAGGAUAAACUUUAGAUGACUCUUUACAGGAAGGGUUUAUGGAAGGCUGUGCAAGUCACAUGCAGGGAGGUGUGACUAGGGUUCAUAAACAAAGGGAUUUAACUCCUAAAUGGCAGAGGAUUGAGCAGUGAGGCUGCAGAGGCAUGUUCUAUACACCAAAACUGCUACAUUAAGCUAAAGUUGUCGUGGUGACUGUAGUGUCCCUUUUAAAGUAAAACACAAAUUUUAAGCAGUGCCAGCCAAAUUUUCUAUUUUGUCCUAAAAGUUUAACUUUUCAGUUACAGAUUGGUUAUUUUAGUCUAAAUAAUUUGAAUUCACUACAAUGUGAAGUUUAGUGAAUCCCCCCUCCCCACAUGCUCAGUGUGCCCCUUCUCUUUCAGAAUCCCAGUUCCCAGGUUCUCUCUCUCCCUUGCCAUGUCCCCCCAUUGGCAGCACACAGUGGCAGUAUGGGGGCACUAUGGUAUCUCCUACACCCAGGAUAUCGCUGGCAGCGGGUAGGGCCGAUCCUGUCCUGUCCAUGAUGGGGGGGGGAGGGGAGGAGAGAGGGGGUUUGUAUUGCCGGGCUGUGACAGCAAACCGCGCUGACAGGGAGACGCGCCGUGUGACUGCCGGGAAGUGCCGGGCUCCCGCCCCUUUUAUACUCACUCCCCCCCUCCCCUCCCCUCCCCUUCUCGGAAGCGCGAGCAGCCUGACAGAGGCACUCUGACUGACAGGUGACGGGGCCCGCGUGCGUGCGUCAGGGGGGGAGAAGAGGAGCUCGCGCCACCACUUGCCCUCACGGGAGCUGCCCGCCCACCUUCCAGGAGAGGGGGGGGAACCAUCACACACACACCCCCCCGGCACACCUUGUCCGUCAGCGGCCGGAGUGAGAGGACAGGAGACAGCCACGCCCCCUCCCCACCAGCAGCACUGCGCGUCAUGGUGAGCAUGAGGGGGUCACACACUGUCCCCAGAUACCCCCUCCCUCCCCGGGCAUGUCACCUGCACUGAGUGAGGGGAGGGCGGGGGGGACUGGCAGCUAGCAGCCCUCACCUGUCAUAUUGCCAACAGUGGCAGAGUAUGGAGCUGGUAAGGGCUCCACAGCUGGAAUUACCUGCAUUAAAGUGACAGGAAGUGACAUUAUAAAGGGAGCCUCACCGUAACUUUACUGAGCAAGCAGCUACUGAGCCUGCCUGCAACGCCACUAGUAUAUAGUGAGCCUGCCUGCAACGCCACUAGUAUAUAGUGAGCCUGCCUGCAACGCCACUAGUAUAUAGUGAGCCUACAACGCCCACUGCAACGUAUAUAGUGAGCCUGCCUGCAACGCCACUAGUAUAUAGUGAGCCUGCCUGCAAUGCCACUAGUAUAUAGUGAGCCUGCCUGCAAUGCCACUAGUAUAUAGUGAGCCCGCCUGCAACGCCACUAGUAUAUAGUGAGCCCGCCUGCAACGCCACUAGUAUAUAGUGAGCCUGCCUGCAACGCCACUAGUAUAUAGUGAGCCUGCCUGCAACGCCACUAGUAUAUAGUGAGCCUGCCUGCAAUGCCACUAGUAUAUAGUGAGCCUGCCUGCAACGCCACUAGUAUAUAGUGAGCCCGCCUGCAACGCCACUAGUAUAUAGUGAGCCUGCCUGCAACGCCACUAGUAUAUAGUGAGCCUGCCUGCAACGCCACUAGUAUAUAGUGAGCCUGCCUGCAACGCCACUAGUAUAUAGUGAGCCUGCCUGCAACGCCACUAGUAUAUAGUGAGCCUGCCUGCAACGCCACUAGUAUAUAGUGAGCCUGCAACGCCACUAGUAUAUAGUGAGCCUGCCUGCAAUGCCACUAGUAUAUAGUAUAUAGUGAGCCUGCCUGCAAUGCCACUAGUAUAUAGUGAGCCUGCAACGCCACUAGUAUAUAGUGAGCCCGCCUGCAACGCCACUAGUAUAUAGUGAGCCUGCCUGCAACGCCACUAGUAUAUAGUGAGCCUGCAACGCCACUAGUAUAUAGUGAGCCUGCCUGCAAUGCCACUAGUAUAUAGUGAGCCAACGCUUCAUCUAGUAUAUAGUGAAAUGCCUGCAACGCCACUCAUUAGUAUAUAGUGUGAGCCUGCCUGCAACGCCACUAGUAUAUAGUGAGCCUGCCUGCAACGCCACUAGUAUAUAGUGAGCCUGCCUGCAACGCCACUAGUAUAUAGUGAGCCUGCCUGCAAUACCACUAGUAUAUAGUGAGCCUGCAACGCCACUAGUAUAUAGUGAGCCUGCCUGCAACGCCACUAGUAUAUAGGGAGCCCGCCUGCAACGCCACUAGUAUAUAGUGAGCCCGCCUGCAACGCCACUAGUAUAUAGUGAGCCUGCCUGCAACGCCACUAGUAUAUAGGGAGCCUGCCUGCAACGCCACUAGUAUAUAGUGAGCCUACCUGCAAUACCACUAGUAUAUAGUGAGCCUGCAACGCCACUAGUAUAUAGUGAGCCUGCCUGCAACGCCACUAGUAUAUAGUGAGCCUGCCUGCAAUGCCACUAGUAUAUAGUGAGCCUGCAACGCCACUAGUAUAUAGUGAGCCUGCAACGCCACUAGUAUAUAGUGAGACUGCCUGCAAUGCCACUAGUAUAUAGUGAACCUGCAACGCCACUAGUAUAUAGUGAGCCUGCCUGCAACGCCACUAGUAUAUAGUGAGCCUGCCUGCAACGCCACUAGUAUAUAGUGAGCCUGCCUGCAAUGCCACUAGUAUAUAGUGAGCCUGCCUGCAACGCCACUAGUAUAUAGUGAGCCUGCCUGCAACGCCACUAGUAUAUAGUGAGACUGCCUGCAAUGCCACUAGUAUAUAGUGAACCUGCAACGCCACUAGUAUAUAGUGAGCCUGCCUGCAACGCCACUAGUAUAUAGUGAGCCUGCCUGCAACGCCACUAGUAUAUAGUGAGCCUACAACGCCACUAGUAUAUAGUGAGCCUGCAACGCCACUAAUAUAUAGUGAGCCUGCCUGCAACGCCACUAGUAUAUAGUGAGCCUGCCUGCAAUGCCACUAGUAUAUAGUGAGCCUGCCUGCAAUGCCACUAGUAUAUAGUGAGCCUGCAACGCCACUAGUAUAUAGUGAGCCCGCCUGCAACGCCACUAGUAUAUAGUGAGCCUGCCUGCAACGCCACUAGUAUAUAGUGAGCCUGCAACGCCACUAGUAUAUAGUGAGCCUGCCUGCAAUGCCACUAGUAUAUAGUGAGCCUAGAUAUUACCUACAAUGCCACUAGUAUAUAGUGAGCCUAGUUAUUACCUACAAUGCCACUAGUAUAUAGUGAGCCUAGAUAUUACCUACAAUGCCACUAGUAUAUAGUGAGCCUAGUUAUUACCUGCGAUGCCUCUAGUAUAUAGUGAGCCUAGUUAUUACCUGCGAUGCCUCUAGUAUAUAGUGAGCCUAGUUAUUACCUACAAUGCCUCUAGUAUAUAGUGAGCCUAGUUAUUACCUACAAUGCCACUAGUAUAUAGUGAGCCUAGUUAUUACCUACAAUGCCACUAGUAUAUAGUGAGCCUAGUUAUUACCUGCAAUGCCACUGGUAUAUAGUGAGCCUAGUUAUUACCUGCAAUGACACUAGUAUAUCAUGAGCCUAGUUAUUACCUGCAAUGCUACUAGUUUAUAGUGAGCCUGCCUGCAAUGCCACUAGUAUGCCGUCUGUCUACAUGCAGCUAUGUUAUGUGUGACAUUCCUUGCUUCUGUGAUCCUGAUUUGCAAUUUGCUGGCGAGUCUUCAGAUUAUUGUGUGCACAAUAUGCUGUGAGAGUUUACUUGUUUAAUAUUUAUAUUCCAAACAGACUAUCAUUGAGCAUAUUUUCUAUUUAUUUGAUUCUGUCACUUGUUUACCAUAUCAAGAAACCAUAAAAGUGAAAAUAUUUUCUUACUGGUUGACAAAACGCAUGUAGCAGAUGUGUGUACACAGUCUUCUGACCUGAGGGAUGUGUGACCUUUGCAAUUUGCAAGAUACAGUCAUGAGGGGGUGCCUCCACAAAGCCCUAGCAGAUGCAUUAACCCUACCCUAGUGCCUUGCAGUGCUGGGGACAUCAGGGAUCUUAUGGCAGUCUGAGAAAUGAGCACUUUUAUACAUUGUAAAUGGGGCAUCUGAAAUCUCGCCUCUAUGCUUAGAACCUGUGCAAUGUAUCGGAGUAGACACUGAGAACUGUCAGCAAGGGCUUGCUUCCAAAUCUUUCUCCACUCGACUGAGUUCAUAUUCUAUCACAGUACUGAAAGUAAGCAAGCUGGAUGGAUGCAUUUGUAAUUACAGUGUGUGUUUCUGAAUGUGUAUGAGAGUGCCUGUGUGAGAAACUCUAAAUACACUAUAUAGACAAAAGUAUUGGGACACCUGACUCUUACACCAACAAGGGACUUUAAUGGCAUUGCAUUCAAAAUACAUCGACAUUAAUAUGUAGUUGGUUCCCCCUUUCCAGCUAUAGCAGCUUCAACUCUUCUGGGAAGGCUUUCGACAAGAUUUUGGAAUGUUUCUGUUGGACUUUUUGCCUAUUCAUUCAGUAUCCAGCAUUGAUGUUGAAUGAGAGAGCCUAAAUCACAAUCUUUGCUCCCGUUCGUCCCAAAUGUGUUCGAUGGGUUGAAGGUCAGGGCAGUCAAGCUCUUCCACACCAAACUCAUCUAAUCAUAUCUUCAUUCACCCUUACUUUGUGCACUGGAGCACAGUCAUACUGAAAUAGAAAAAGUAUUUUGUGAAUAACUCCAUGAUUACUAGGUAUACAUCGUUACAUAGUAACAUAGCUGAAAAGAGACUUGGUCCAUCAGGUUCAGCCAUCCUCACAUAAGUUUUUCUGUUGAUCCAAAUGAAGGCAAAAAAAUCUAAUCUGAAGCACUUCCAAUUUUUCAAACUUAAGCUCGGGGAUAUUUUUCACAGCAACACCCUUAGCCUAGACCUGGUUGUUUGGCGGGUUUAACAGCUCCCUCCCCCAGGGAUAGUGGAUGUGUUUGGGCAUCGUUGAAUUUAUAUUCUUAUUAUAAUCCAUUAUUUUUUCUAUUUUGUGUCAACACUUCCAGUUCCAGUUGCUACAUUUUCUCAUCAGUGUAGGGGGCCCAUGCUGUGUAUUUCUUGACUUUGUUCGGGACAACAUUGUUGCUGUUUGUGUGAUACAUUUAUUAUUAUUGCAUCGAUACCAUGCAGAUUUUGUUGCUUUUACAUAUUUAAUAAAUAAUGUACUGUAAAUUUUACAUUUGAUUGAUUUGAUUAUUAUGUUAUAUCAGUCUAGAUGAUCCCAGAGUGAUCAAUCAGAUCUAUAUCAGUUUUGUUUAGCAGUUGCUGUUCUGGAGUACAAUUUUCAAGUAGUGAUGAUUGUCUAUUUGGAGCACUCACAUACCUUUAUUCAUUUAUAAUUAUAUUUAGUGGCUCAUCUGUGACGCAGCCCUCUCCCCCACCCCUUUUAUAGAUGUAUUAUCCAUCCCAUUUUCAGUUACCUUUUUAUAUCUUUUUUCACUUGCCGAAUAUAUUCGUAUAAAGUUAUCAUAUUCCCUCUGAGGCGCUGUUUUUCCAAACUAGAGAGAAACUUUUGCCCUUUGUUUCAUGUAAAACGUCUGGAAAACUGUUUGACACACACCUGGGUGAUUGUGCCCAAAGCCUGCUAGCUCCAUAACCACAACAACUGUCUAUAAUGGUAAUUGUGCUUGGAGUACCUCUUUAACCUGCCCAAAAAUACUGUGAGUAAAAGCUAGGAUGCAGUAGGAAUAAAUAAAAAUGUAGUCACUGAUAUAAUUACCUGUUACUUGAAAACCUACACCUUAAUCUAUGGUUACCUGCUGAUUUGUGUUUUUUGUUUUUGAUCGACACUCUAUGUCCUAUCAUACGUCCUAUCAUAUUUCAUUACCAUAGCCACUCAAUUCCCUUUUUCUUCCUUUUGUAUAUAUGAGAUACAUUGUAAUUUCUUCUUCUUUUUUUGUCAGAUGCAUCACAGGUGUAACUGCAAUUAAAACCAUGGCAUUGAGAAGCAUGUUUGAGAGAUUCAGCUUGGCAAAAAUGAGGAAGUUGAGGAAAAUGUGAGAACUCCACGUGAUGUUACGGUUUCCCUAAGUUUCUAUCCAUAUUCAGUCAGCUGUCUGUGUCCAGGAAUACUCAAUCUUCAGGCAUCCUGUCAAUGGCAACCCAAAAGAGGCGCUUUGUAAAAGAAUUUAAUCCUUACAUCACAUGCUACAUCUGCAAAGGCUAUCUUAUCAAACCAACAACAGUCACAGAGUGCCUGCAUACUUGUAAGUAAUGGCUAGCUAAACACCAUCUGUUGAAUUGAAAAUAAAUGGCCUUUGAGUGUUGCUAUUUUUUAGGUUCAUUAACCCUUCCAGUUUCAAAGCUUCUGACACAGGCUUCAUAACACAGACUCUAGAAAAGAAUAAUAAUAUUAAAUACCAACUGCUCUUACAUAAAAUCAGUUUUGUAAUAUUGCCAAACAUUCAUGUAAGUUUAUUAUCUGUUAUACCACAGAGAUGGUUUUUAUUCGGUUCAGUAUUUGCAACUGAGAAACCCAUAGCAGAGCUUAUAUUUCCUUUGCACUCUGAUUUGUUGUUGUUUUUUUGUUGUUUUUUUAUAUGCAUGUUUGGGGGUGUAUUUUUUAAUUGUAUUUUUUUCUUUAUCAUCCACUCUUUUUAAAGAGGAUCUAAGGAAUGUUUUUUUAUUUAUUUUUUUUAUUUAGAUUUUCUUUAAUUCUACUGCUCAUUGGUCAAUUAUUGAGAUUGAAGAUAACUUGCUUUCUCAUUGGUAUAUUAAAUCAACCUUUGCUGAGUGUAAUUCUACCUUGAACAUGUGUAUUUUGUCUACAUCUGUAAAUAUAACAAUUAAAAUUACGUCUUGCAUGUGAAUUGUUUUAAAUAAUUUGUUCCAGUGGUAACUGGCAAAGUGCAAAAUUCAUUUGAGCGGAUGAGACCAAGGUCGGUUGUCAAAACCUUUUUUAGAUUGUAAGUUCAUUUGGACAGGGUAGUCUUCACCUACAGUUCCCUUAUGUCAAACAUAUUUUGUUAAAAAGGAUUGUCUUGUUUUGUCUAUCUACAGUGUUUCAGAAUAUGUUGGCGUUAUGAAAGUAAAUGCAAUUGAAUACUUACUCUGGUAGAGAGUCAGUAUACUCCUGGCACCAUAACCACUACAGUUGUAUACAUUAUGUCACUUGGAGUGUUCCAUUCAAAUGUUACAAUGUGGAACAUGAUGUGGUGUAGCAGCAUUUUACAAAAACAGGAUAUAUAAAGUGUUUCGAGAUUUUUUUAUUUAUAUAUGUUAUUUUACUUUUUCAGUUUGUAAGACUUGUAUUGUCCAACAUUUUGAAGAAAGCAACGAUUGCCCCAAAUGUGGAAACCAAGUGCAUGAAACAAAUCCAUUAGAAAUGCUUAGGUAAGACCUGAAAUGCAACUUUUGGCACAACAAUGUUGUACAAUGUUAGUUACGAAAGCUUCAGAAUAGUGUGGAUGGACUUCAUUCAGGUAUCUCUUAUUUUUUGAAAUGCUGACCUUUCAAAAGCUGAUACUCUGAUUUGAAGAUUAGAAACCGGAUGAGCAAACAAUAAAUUAAAGCACCAUAGUAUAUGUUGUGUUUUUGUACAUUGUGCUAGCCAAAUUGUCAGCAGAUAUAUAGAAGGAAUGGUAUUUAUGAACUAUUUUAACCUUCUUAGAAACAUAUAAUGUGACGGCAGAUAAGAACCAUUUGGCCCAUCUAGUCUAGCCAACUUUCUAAAUACUUUCAUUAGUCCCUGGCCUUAUCGUAUAGCUAGGAUAGCCUUAUGCCUAUCCUGCGCAUGCUUAAACUCCUUCACUGUGUUAACCUCUACCACUUCAGGUGGAAGGCUAUUCCAUGCAUCCACUACCCUCUCAGUAAAGUAAUACUUUGAAUAUAUAAACAUAUCGUAACACAGUAAUCUUCUAGUGCAUAGAUGACCAUAAAGGCAAACUUAAAAACUAAAAUUUUGUAAAUUUGCACAAUUUUUAUUUUUCACUUAUUCAUUCAGCAUUCAAAAUGUUUGGGAAAUUAAAAGUUUUAGACAGUAUAUAGUGUCUUUCAUCUUGCAAUAUUUCACACAGGGUUUGAAAUGUUUGUAUAAAAGAAUAUAACAAAACAUUUUUUUCUUGCAGAAGCUGUGGCAAAAACAAACCGAUAAAUAAAAAUGUUUAAAUGCGUUGCUUAUAGGUAUUUGCAAUUACCCUGAAGCUAUUCCUAGCAGCACAGCUACCGGAAAAUUUCAACAGAAUGUAAAACAAAUCUCUGCAUUUGAACAUAAUGCCCACAUACACAAUAAAUACAUUGAAAGUAUAUAUUUCUAAAAUAAAUGUUUUUAACACUUCUAGUUCAAACUUUAUCAGUCUUUGGCAUUCUAAUGCAAUGCUAAUCGUGAAAUGGUAGAGUACAAUCACUCCUCCCCGCUCCCUGACUGGAAUUAUAUGACCUGUUGAAACUUUCUUUACUGUUAGGAAGCAGGGGGUGAGCAAAUUGUUCAGCUCCAUUGCUGGCAUUAAAUCUGUGAAAAGUGGCUUCUGGUAGAGAAAUGCAUUCCUGUAAUGGCUGGUGAUCAUUACUAGAGUAUAAAUAAGGGUGAGUUAGGCAUUAUGGACUAAAUAUAAUUCUAAAAACCACAUGGAAGUAAAAACAUUUAUUAGGUCAAAAGCAUAUCAUGUAGCGAGGAAAAAUAUAUGCUCAAAACGUGUAAUAAAGUAUAAUCUCAAAUACCUUUUAUUUCCUUCACUUAAAAAUCUUGGCUGAGACUGUCAACUGGGAGCAAUAGCACAACCAUGAUUGCGCUUAUGCAUUUUGUACCUCAAGGGCAAUUAAUCAAUAAAAAGAUUUAACUCUAUUUUGGAAGUCAAGUGGUUAAAGUAUGUAAUGUACCACACUGCUCAUGAAUACUUGAUUUGCCAAACAUACACUAUUUUCCAGAUAUGUCUAACUUGUUGUGAGUGCCAAAUUUAAUGAACAUUGGAGUUUAUUUUGUAUAUCUAAUAUUUAUUUAAUUCCUUUAUUUGAAGAUUGGACAAUACUCUAGAAGAAAUUAUAUUUAAAUUGGUGCCGGGACUAAGAGAAGGUAUGCUUUGUUGUUACUAUCUUUUUAAUUUGGUUAUUUGAGUCAUUUAUUUUUUGUCAUGUGUUUGGGUUUUUUUUUGUGUGUUGUAACCAACAUUUCAAUUUGUAUUUCAUUAGGGGAGCAGAAUCGAGAGUUAGAAUUUUGGAAGAGAAAACGACCACAAGAGAAUGGAGGUGGUAAUUUACUUUUUAUUUGAUUUCAUUUUGUUCCAUUUUUGUUUAAUUUGUACCACACAUUAAAGGUUUGACUGUUUGCAUAAUUCCUGCCAUCUAGUCCCAGUGUCCAGUCACAAAUUAACUUGACUACAUUAAAACCACUGACCGUGAAUAUAUUAGGCAGCAAGUGGACAGUCAGUUUGUGAAUUUCAUGUGUGUGUAGCAGUAAACAUAUGCAAGCGAAAAGAUCUGAGUGACUUUGACAAAAGCAAAUUGGUGAUGGCUAGACCACUGGGUCAGACCAUCUCCAAAACGGCAAGUCUUCUUGGGUGUUCCCAGUAUUUAGUGGUUAGUACGAACCAAAAGUGGUGCAAGGAAGGACAACUGGUAAACUGAUGCCGGGGUCAUGGGUACCCAAGGCACAUUAUUGCACGUGGGGAGCGAAGGAUAGUCCAUCUAGUCCAGUCCCACAGAAGAGCUACUGUAACUCAGUUUGCUGAAAAACUUAAUGCUGGCCAUGAUAAAGAUGUCAGAACAUAGAGUGCCUCGCAGUUUGCUGCUUAGGCACGGAUCGGUAGGAUGCAGAAGAAGAUGAAGGCAGCCUGACAGAGUUAUGCUUUUGGCAAUGUUCUGCUGGGAAAUCUUGGGUCCUGGCAUUCAUGUGCAUGUUACUUUUAUACAUAUCACCUAUGCACAUAUUAAAGCUUACCCUUAGGAAACCAUUGAAUCAAUGCUUUCUUAAUUUGAAGAAUUCCAUAUCCUCAUGCAAAGUGUGAGGACAUUCCAACGUCGUUUCACGCAGUAAAACUCAUUAGGACCCAGGAAGCUCCUCUAGAGGCUGUCUGAAAGACAUCCACUAGAGCUGAAGUUAGCACUGAAAUGUAAUCAUUGCAGUUUCUCACAUUGCAGGGUUAAACAGACAGGGGCACUUUCAGUGAGAUGAAGUGAGAAGUGGUGUAGAGCCUAUAGUGUUCUUUUUUUAGUCUGUGUCAAUGCUGUUUGUUUGAAAAGUUCAAAAGAAGACUUCAGUCUCUUAAAACGCUGCAGCUUGCUAAACUUCUUCAGUGGUUAACUAAAGAUAUACUUUGUCUUAUUUUAUAAAAGUUCAGAUUUAAAGAGAAAUUGGCUCUUUUACAAACUGCACAGUCAUGGCUAUCAAUCAGACAACAGGGAGGGUCUUCUCACUCACUUUGAACUAUGAUUCAAAGUGAAAGGCAGUUGGCUGAAAUGUUAACUGCCGUGUGUGCACUGUGGGUCUCCAAUAUGUCUCUCUGAAAAGCACUUGAUUGGAUCAGAUGUCAUCUAUUGUAGUGAUCUCCGCCAUGACAGGUUGACCUGCACCAAGGAGGCUGUCUUGGUGAUGGGGGAGGGGAAACGUUUAGUUUAUUUGGGACACCCAUGUUAAAAAAUAAAUAUUUUUUUAAUUAUGGAGUUUUCCUUUAAGUUCUUUGAAAGAAAUUAGGGCUUAGAUCUUUAUAAAACCUACAUUGCUUUCAGCCAUCAGCAUAGUUAUCUUCUGCUAGCAAUAUUCUGAUAAACUUUUAAUGCAAUUUGAAAAAUAUUUACAGAUGGAAAUCCGAAGGAAAAGAGGUGCAAAGAAGAUGAAGAGGAUAAUGAUGAGGAUAAAGACUAUCACAGAAGUGAUCCACAAAUUGCAAUCUGCCUUGAUUGCUUACGUAAUAAUGGCCAGUCUGGGGAUAACGUAGUUAAGGUAAGAAAACCCUUGUUUUCUUUUUUGGUGAGUUACUUAUAUAUUGCCAUAGGUUAAAAUAAUGAAUCUGCAAAAAUUAUUGCCUUGUGCACUGUGAUCCUUGUCCAGACUCAAGAUCCUAUGUGUGAUAUGUAUAUUGCUAGUUUUAGUGAACAAUGUAGUUUCCUUUCUUCUUUCACUGGAAGUUUUAAACUGCGUUUCAUCACCAUGGUAUGCAAUUCUGUAAAACAGGGGUGCACAAAAUGUAGAUCCUGAGAUGUUUUAAAACCACAGCUUGAAUAAUGCUUUGUCAUUCUAAAGCAGGGGUGUCAGGCAUGGUUGCUGUCUGCGGUGCCUGGUGGCAGGGAGCACUUUGCAUUCUGUGUUCCUCCUAGACAGCUUCCUGUGCGCCCUGCAGUGAGUCAGCCGCUGGGAUAUGAUCUCAUCCCGGCAUCGGUAUCACUGCUGUAUCUGUGAUUAUAUGUGUGUAUAGGUAUGUAUGUGUGGGCCUUUUGUGUGUGUGUGUGUGUGUGUGUGUGUGUGUGUGUGUAUGUAUGUAUGUAUGUAUGUAUAUAAAAAUGUGAUUCUUUGUUAAACUAAUUUGCAUAUGCCCACCCAGAAUCCUUUGCGGUUGUAACAUCACUGCUGAUUUGGGAUUUCUGUGGGAAAAGCAAGUCUUAUGGCUUGACUGGUGUGCAGAUUUUUGUUUAGCAUUGUAUUAACUAUCCACAUACUUCAGGUGGAAGGGGUUUUCAAUCACAAUUUUUCCCCACCAUAACCUAUUUAGAUUUUGCUUCCCAAGCACUACCAAGCCUCAAUUAGCAAACCAGUAACCAACCUCAUGCUGAAGAGUUGCAUUAACAACGAAACAGCUGUCCAUGAGUGGUUCACUGGUUUUGCAUCUUAUCCUAAAUUGUGUUCCAAGCAGUUGUAUACUGCAAACACAAAUUAAAAGGAAUCCAUGUUUAAAAUGGAAUGAGGCAAAAAUGUGAUUCUUUGUUAAACUAAUUUGCAUAUGCCCACCCAGAAUCCUUUGCGGUUGUAACAUCACUGCUGAUUUGGGAUUUCUGUGGGAAAAGCAAGUCUUAUGGCUUGACUGGUGUGCAGAUUUUUGUUUAGCAUUGUAUUAACUAUAUAUAUAUAUAUAUUUGGGUUUUUGUGUUUUAUAGGUCUGUGAUUGUGUGUAUGUAUAUGAUUGUGUUUAUGGGUCAGUGAUUAUGUGUGUACAUCUGUGAUUUUGUGUAUAGGUCUGUGAUGGUGCGUAUAGGUCUGUGCUUGUUUGUGUGGGGGUCUGUGAUUGUGUGUAUAGGUCUGGGAUUGUGUGUGUGUGUGUGUAUAUGUGUGGUUAUAUGUGCAUAUGUAUAUACAUGUAUGUGAAAUAAUACAAACAGGUAUGUCUACAGAAGUGAUAAAAUUGCUCUCAACACCAGUGAGGUAUCCCCUACACCUUCACAUAAAAUGACAUAUAAUACACAAAAAGUAGGUGGAGCAAGUGACAAUAAUAAUAAAAUGUACUUCCCUCUCUUCUACCUUUCUUGCUGUAAAAGAUAGAGAGGUACAAGAUAGUGCAGAUAUUUCUUAUACACAAUAUAUAUAGAAAAAAACAAAUCUUAUGCACUCACAAUGGAAGAGCCAUAGAUUAGAACCUGGCUCUGGUGUGAAUCUCCUCUGGGAUCUUAAUAGGGUGAUCCCCAAACCUCUUUGAUGAUACUUGUUAGAGUAUAGCUUCUUUUUCCUUUUUCUUUCAAUACCAGGCAAUGGAGAUAGAGUAUAUUCCAGGGAAAAAAUAUUUAUUUGCUUAAGCACUUUUAUGAUAUUACUUGCAGCAUUUUUAAUAACACUGUUUAUAAUCUUGGGAACUGACACAUAUAUUAUACAUAACAUUGGAACGCAUAUGCGUUCCAAGAAUGUUUGAACCAAGAGGAUGCCUCCUCACAUACAGCUCGAUCAAACCGGAGAUGAUGUAAUUCCGCCGGAAAUAGGAAGAUUUCGAUGCGUUCCAUCAAACGCUUUGCAUUUUCGGCGAAACCGGAAGUGACGGAGACAUUCCGGAAACCGGAAGGAGGCGGUGGAACGCAUAGAUGCGUUCCACUGGAAGAAAAUUACCCGCGAUUUUUAAAUAUUUAAGAACUUAGAGAACAUUACCACCUUAUGCCAACUGAGGAAGCCACAUACCGGCGAAACGCGUUUUGGCAAGUUUACUGGACACUGGGAGGUCUUACCCUUUAUAUUUAUAUCAUUUAUAUUGAUUUUAUAAUUUUUUGCAAAUAAAUAUUUUUUCCCUGGAAUAUACUCUAUCUCCAUUGCCUGGUAUUGAAAGAAAAAGGAAAAAGAAGCUAUACUCUAACAAGUAUCAUCAAAGAGGUUUGGGGAUCACCCUAUUAAGAUCCCAGAGGAGAUUCACACCAGAGCCAGGUUCUAAUCUAUGGCUCUUCCAUUGUGAGUGCAUAAGAUUUGUUUUUUUUUCUAUAUAUAUUGUGUAUAAGAAAUAUCUGCACUAUCUUGUACCUCUCUAUCUUUUACAGCAAGAAAGGUAGAAGAGAGGGAAGUACAUUUUAUUAUUAUUGUCACUUGCUCCACCUACUUUUUGUGUAUUAUAUACAUGUAUGUGUUUAGGAGAUAGCUCCCUAAGUUGGCAAUCUCACAUAAGUAUAAACAAAUUCAAGAAAAAGGCUUUUGAAGUUUCAUUAUAUAAAUUAAUUAUAUUAUAGCUUUUAUACAGGAGAAAGAUCUCUGGGCUGUCAUCUACUGGCUCGGCUCGACUCGACGCGUUUCAUCCCGCAGUGUUCGGGACUUCCUCAGGAGCUGGGAGUGGAUUGUAGGUCCUUCUGUGUUCCUUUUAAAUCUUUCAAUCUUCGCGCCCAAUUCGGUCCAUGCGCAUGCGCGCAAAGGCAUCGUCUUCCAACUCGCCUGGUGCACUGGCGCACACUUGUACGUCAUACAAUUCGGACGUUACGGAAGUGCCUCGCGUACAUGCGCCCCCACCUUGGAACGCAAAACAGAGUAACAUAUGCUUCCACAUCUGUGGAGGUUACAUGUAGUGGUUAGUCUGUUACAUCUGAUGCCUAACAAAAAAGCCUUGGUUCAUACGACAAAAAAGUAUUUUAUAUAUUAAAAAGUAUAAUGCAUAAAAAUAUUAUGUUUAAAGUUAAUGUCACUAACUGACAAGGAUGUUAAAAAAAUACAUAUAAAAAGAAAAGAGAAUGUGUUGUAUGGGGAUAUAUAUUUUGUGGUAUCCCUUACAAUCUAAGAACAUGUAAAUAAAGUUACACAUGGAUAUGAAAAAAUAUAUGAGAAAAGAUACAUAUCCCCUAUGGAACUAGGGAUCUCAAGAAAGUAGUUGGUAAACUGCAUAUGGUCAUAUAACAUACUCAAGAUAGGAUCUAUCAAAUAAUAAAGCACAAGUUUAAAAUAAUAAUAAUAAAAUAAAUUAAAAAAAGAUAAUACUACCCUUUACAUCUAGCCACAGAUAUACAUCACAUAAUACAGGAAUUUUCAAUAUGAGUAGUAAUGGGCUGUGAUACCUGUACAAACUUAUAUUAAACAAAAGAAGAAGACAUCCUAUGUUAGUAGUCACAUAUGAUAACAUUUGAAUGAUUUCAAAUACAUUGAUGUAUAUUAAUUCCAGUCUGUCUUAUGUGAAAAAGUAAGCAUACAUAAAAAUAAAACGAAAUAAGAUGAGAUAGGGAAAGACUAUCGAAUACUUCCAUGUUCACGUAAAUGCUAGAAUGUCUAGAUCGGUGUUCAGGCCAUAUGGAAUGGAAGAUUUUAAUUUAUAAAUCCAUUCGGUCUCUUUUUUGGCUAAUGUAGUUGUGGUGUCACCUCCUCUCCAAUGUGGAGUUACUAUAGCAAUGCCUAUACACUUAAAAUCUUUUAAAUCAAAUUUGGAACAUUUAUUACAGUGCCGAGGGACACUAUGUUUAUCAUUUUGUUUCCUGAUCCCAUUAAAGUGUUCCAGCAACCGUAUGUGAAGUUUUCGAAUUGUGCAACCCACAUAUUGUAUACCGCAAGGACACUCUAGCAGGUAUACUACAUACGGACUCUUGCAUGUUAUGAAAUGUUUAAUCUCAAAAAAAUCUCACCUGUGACAAAGCUUUUAAAGUUUGUACCUUUCUUGGUAUUUACAAGUACUGCAAUUAUUGCAACGAAAAAAACCUUUAGGUAACUUCCCCUACAACUACAUUAGCCAAAAAAGAGACCGAAUGGAUUUAUAAAUUAAAAUCUUCCAUUCCAUAUGGCCUGAACACCGAUCUAGACAUUCUAGCAUUUAUGUGAACAUGGAAGUAUUCGAUAGUCUUGCCCUAUCUCAUCUUAUUUUAUUUCGUUUUAUUUGUAUGUAUGCUUACUUUUUCACAUAAGACAGACUGGAAUUAAUAUAUAUCGAUGUAUUUGAAAUCAUUCAAAUGUUAUCAUAUGUGACUCUACUAACAUAUGAUGUCUUCUUCUUUUGUUUUUGUCUUUUGUUUAAUAUAAGUUUGUACAGGUUUCACAGCCCAUUACUACUCAUACUGAAAAUUCCUGUUAUGUGAUGUAUAUCUGUGGCUAGAUGCAAAGGGUAGUAUUAUCGUUUUCUUUUAUUAUGUACACUUGUGCUUUAUAUUGAUAGAUCCUAUCUUGAGUAUGUUAUAUGACCAUAUGCAGUUUACCAACUACUUUCUUGAGAUCCCUAGUUCCAUAGGGGAUAUGAAUCUUUUUUCAUAUCCAUGUGUAACUUUAUUUACAUGUACUUAUGCUUAGAUUGUAAGGGGUACCAUGCGCGCGAGGCACUUCCGGAACGUCCGAAUUGUAUGACGUACAAUUGUGCACCAGGGCGAGUUGGAAGACAAUGCCUUUGCGCGCAUGCGCAUGGACCUAAUUGGGCGCGAAGAUUGAAAGAUUUAAAAGGAACACAGAAGGACCUACAAUCCACUCCCAGCUCCUGAGGAAGUCCCGAACAAUGUGGGACGAAACGCGUCAAGCCGAGCCAGUAGAUGACAGCCCAGAGACCUGAUUACCGCCACGAGAUUAUUUAAGUACAAGUAUCCCCUAGCCCCUAGGAGUCGCGACCAAGGGCAUAUAUAUAUUUUUUAUUUAUUUUUUUUAUAUGUAUUUUAUUUUAUGUAAGAAUACAUUUUGUUACUUUUAUAGUCACAUUUGACUAUUUUGAGGUCACUAUUCUCGAUCUCCUAGCGCCCUCAGUGGGUGUAUUAUUUGGGCUUGCCCUGAUAUUCCACCUUUCUCCUGUAUAUUGUUAUUUCUUAGGCUUCCUAUGGAAUGUGCCUAAUGAGAGGCUGCUGUGUUUUUCGAGAUCCUAGUAUCUGUUUCUAGUCUUACUAUAUGCGUUCUUAUAUUAUAGCUUUUAUGUGUGGCCCAAGACAAUUCCUCGCUCAGUGCGGCCCAGGGAUGCCCAAAGGUUGGACAACCAUGUUCUAAAGGCACACAAAGCAUUAUGGAAGUUGUAGUUCUACAACAUAUGGGUAUCUACCUUUUGGGCACCCCUUCAGUAAAACAUAAUCCAAUUUAACAAAACCAAAUACUCUAUUCCAAGGUUCCCAAACCGUGGUACGAGUACCCCCAGGGGUACAAUCCAAUGCUCCUGGAGGUACGCGACAAAAAAAUGGUAAUGGCGGCGGUGCACCCACAUCGCAUGGGCUGGGAACUACAAGGUGAGUGGGCAUAUUCGGUGGCCCAUGCACUUAAGGCCACUCGAUGGGCAUGUGCCAUGAGGAGCCCAGUAGUGCGCUGUUGCAGGGGCGUACCUAGAGCAUUUGGCACCCGGGGCGGAUCCUGUGCUUGGCACCCCCCCCCACCCAAAAAAAAAAAACCUGUAAAAAAUGUUAAAGGUUUUAUUUCUUUUAUUUUUACAAUUUGUAAACUUUGCAAAACCGCUGUCAGCCCCUCCUACAAAACCCUUGUCCUGCCCUGCCCCUCCUACAAAACCUCUGUCCUGCCCCUUCUACAAAUCCUGUACUGCCCCAUCUACAAAACCCCCGCAAGCCCCCUUCCACAAAUCCCCUGCUUAUCCCCCCUUAUAAAGACUCCUGUCCCAAUACAAAACCCCCACCCCCUUCUACAAAAUCCCUGCAGCCCCACACACACAUUUACAGGCAGACAGUCACACACUCAGUUACAGACACAGUCACACACUCAGUUACAGACACAGUCACACACUCAGUUACAGACACAGUCACACACUCAGUUACAGACAGACAGUCACACACUCAGUUACAGGCAGACAGUCACACAUACACAUUUCCUCCGUGCGGCCAGUUUAUCAGCUGUUUGCUUGAGUGAGCUGUACUGGCCGCACGGCACCCCAACUACCAUGGGACACUGUGCGGCCACAGCUCACACAGCCCCCUCCAGCCAGGGCCGGUACAAGGAUUUUUGCCGCCCUAGGCAAAAGUAAAGUUUGCCGCCCCCCAUGUGACAUCACAAUGCCCCAACCAUAUGAUUUGCCAUGUUAACUAGCGCCAGUGCUGCAGUGCCGCCGUGUUUACAUUAAAAGGCCUGCAGGGACAGGCUAUAGACACCAGAACCACUACAUUAAGCUGAAGUGGUUCUGGGGACUAUAGUGUUUCUUUAAUGUGAGGUAAAUUAGAGCUUAGUACCACGAAUAAUAUACUAGAUUGCCUACUUACAACCAGAUGAGGAUGAUGAUGGGCUCCAGCUGCAGUCUGGCUCCACUGGUCUGGUGCAGAACAGGCUCUCUGGAGGCGGUUUGUAACUGUGGUCACAAAAAUCAAUGUUCUGGAGAACGGGAAGCAGCUCCAUUUUUUGGGGGUCCUUUACACAGCUCAAGGUCUGGGUCCCAGGGUCCACCUUCAUGUUCCACCAAUGAGUUUGUUCACAGGGGGUGGAGUGUGUAGGGGAUGUCCUGAUAUGUGUGUAAGGAAUGCAUUGUGAGAAAUUGUGUUUGUAUGUGUAAGGACUGCAAGGUGUGUUUCUGUGUAUGUAUGGGAUGCAUUGAAUGUGUGUAAGGGGUGCAUUGAGUGUGUGUAAUGAAUGCAUUGUGUGUUUCUGUGUGUGUAAGGGAUGCAUUGUGUGUAACGGUUGCAUUGCUUGUGUAUGUGUGUCUGUGUGUUUUUCUGUGUGCAAAGGGUGCAUUGUGUGUAUGUGAUGAAUGUCAAUCUCUCGUCCCGCUCCAAUUUCCUUCUCCUCCUCCCAAUUUCUCUUUCUCACCCACCCCCCCUUUUCUCUUUCUCACCCACCCCCUUAUUUCUCUCACCCCCCCCUUUUCUCUUUCUCACCCACCCCCUUAUUUCUCUCACCCCCCCUUAUUUCUCUUUCUCACCCCCCCUUAUUUAUCUUUCUCAUCCCCCCUUAUUUCUCUCUUCCCCCCUCCUUAUUUCUCUCUCACCCCUUAUUUCACCCCCCUCCUUUUCUCUCACCCCCCCUUUCUUUUCUCACCCCCCUUAUUUCUCUUUCUCACCCCCCCUCCUAUUUUCUCUCACACACCUUAUUUCUCUCUCACCCCCUUAUUUCUCUCUCACCCCCUUAUUUCUCUUUCUCACCCCUCCCUUGUUCUCUUUCUCACCCCCUAUUUUCUCUCACCCCUUACUAUUUCUCUCUCACCCCCCUAUAUUUCUCUCUCUUCCCUUAUUUCUCUCCCCCCCCCUUGUUUCUCACCCCUUAUUUCUCUCUCACCCCUUAUUUCUCUUUCUCACCCCCACUUUCUAUAUUUCUUUUCUCACCCCCUCUUUUUCUCCCUCUCUAUUUCUUUUCUCACCCUCUCUCCCUUGCCCCCAUUUCUUUUCUCACCCCUCUCUCACCCCCCCUUAUUUCUUUCUCACCCCUCUCUCACCCUUCUUUCUCCCCCUCCCCCCUACCUCCCUGUAGCGUGGCCGAUCCCAGUAUAGCCGGCGGGUACAGGGAGCUUUUGUUUCCUGUACCCGGCCGGACUAACAGGAAGUGCACACUGAGUGUGCACUUCCUGUUAGUCCGGCGGGUACAGGAGACAGCUGCUCUCUGUACCCGUCGGACCAUGCUGCAGUGAGGGAGCUGACAGGAGCGCUCCCUCCUGUCAGCCUCUCCUCAGGCUGCGCCCGGGCAAAGCUGCAGCCGCCUGAGGCUCUCUACAGAGCGCUCGGGCGGCUGCAGCAUGGGCGGGGGGCUGGCCAUGGCACCCCCCACCCGGCUGGCACCCGGGGCGGACCGCACCCCCCGCCCCCCCCUUAGUACGCCACUGCGCUGUUGUGCUUUAACAGCACUACCAGGCCCCUUAUAACCUGCUAGGAGUGUUGAGAAGAAGUGAGAGAGAGACGGUCACCUCUUCCCACCUGUAACAUACUAAGCCACGUAGGGGAGCGGACUGGGAUAGGAGAUAUCUCUUAACUCCCAACAGCCCCAGCCAGCAGAAGCCAUUCAAAAGGUAUGUGUUUUGGGUGUCAAUAUGUAUGUUUGUAGUAUCUGUAUCUGUGUAUAUGUCAGUAUGUAUCUGUAUGUCUGUGUUCGUGUGUGUAUCUGUGUAUGUCUAUCUGUAUGUCUCAGUAUGUGUGUCUGUGCAUCUGCAUGUGUGGCAGUAUGUGUAUCACUGUGUCAGUGUUUGCAUUUGUGUGUCUACAUGCGUAUGAGUGUUUGUAUCUGUUUGUCUCUAUAUAUUCAUGUGUCAGUGUGUGUAUCUGUGUGUGUGUACACAUGCAUGUAUCUGUGAGUGUGUCAUUGUUUUGUAUCUGUGUGUCAGGUUUUGCAUCAGGUCAGACAAGAAUCAUUAGCUGGAAGGGAAGAAACUCUGCAAGCUAAACCACUAGUAAAAGAGGUUUCUACAGAUAUCAAUCCCUUUAAUAUGGCGUUUAAGUUCUUUAUUUUGAACUUUAGACAUUAUUUGACAAGAAAAUAAUGAGUAGCAGAACUUAAGGGAAAAGGAGACAAUACAGACGAAAGGAGAAAAUAGAAAUUUAGGUUCAGGCAAUAUGCCCUAAGCAGGUUAUCCGGAUACAGGUUGUAAGCGAUAAAUAGAAGUGUAACCAAUAAACAAAAUUAUUGGGGAGUAUGAAGGAGAACCUAUAAACGAAAUUGUAGUUGAGUAUGAAGGAGAAGAGAAGGAAAACCUAUAAUAGAAAUUAUAGGUUACAUGACAAUUAUAUACAACUAAACUGAACUAAACAACAAUAUAAGUUUAACGCUUAGAUGAUCAGUCUCUUUGGUUUUGAUGGUUGUACAGCGGGGUUUUUCAAUAAUAAAUCAAAGUCCAGUAUUUGAAUAAAGUUGGUAGGAUCAGGAUAUCCAGGUUGGUUAAAUAGUUACCGGUAAUUUAUAGGAAUGAAGCAAUAGUGAAACAAAGUCCAGUAUUGAUUAAAGCUGGUAGGAAAAGACGAUCAGGAUCUCCAGGUUGGUUACGCAGUGUUAAGUAAGUGAGGCAAGUUGAAAAGGAUGAAUUAGGAAGGUUCAGAUAGUAUUAGGAUUUCAGAGUAGGAGCCAGGAUAAGAAGUAUUGUCCACUUCAGGGCACAAACUUUAAUCAGUGUAAAGGCACCCUUUGAACUCAGGUGUUGCCUCUUAUAGCAUGUUUGGAUGAUCAUGCUAUUCAGGUGAGAGUGUUUUUGAUUAGACUAGUGGUUAGUGAGGCCACUAGUGGAGGAAAACAGGAAUUGCUGCUGGAACUAAUUGAGUGAAAGGAAAAAGUUUUGAAUGAAUAGGAAACUGUCUGUACAUCUAUAUGUGUGUCAGUGUGUGUACCAGUGUGUCUGUGCAACUGUGUGUGUGUACCAGUGUGUCUGUGCAACUGUAUGUGUGUUGGUGUUUGUAUCUGUGUAUCAGUGUUUGUUUUUGUCAGUGUUUGUAUCGGUGUCUUUGUGUGAUUUUUGUGUGUCUCUAUCAGAAUGUCAGUGUUUGUGUCUGUGUGUCUAUGCAUCGGCAUGAGUGUCAGUGUCUGUAUUUGUAUGUGUGUCAGAUUGUAUCUGUGUAUCAGUGUGUUUCUAUGUAUCCACGUGUGUGUGUGUGUGUGUAUACCUGCACUGUGAAAAGCAGGGGGAGCCUGGGUCAGAGGAGAAGCAGAGUUUCCUGGAGCAGAGAAGAAGGGGAAACCGGGAAAAGAAACACCUAUACAUUUGAAGUAACAGCAACUACAAUAAUUACAAAUUUGUUGCUAAUAUGAUGGUACAAUUUUUGAAAUUGGGCUGUCAAGUGGUACUCAAGUGAAAAAAGGUUUGAAAUCACUGCUCUAUUUUAGCAUAUUCUUACAUGAACAUUCGUAUAAAACUGUUGUAACAUCUGAGAGGUUUCUAGGUUUUUACAAUUGUUUGGUUCCUUUGUUCCAUUAGGUAAUAAACAAAAUUUAAAUGCAAACAUUUAAAUUUUAUGUCUAAUUCAAAGACAUGUACUAUGUAGUUCAGAUUUCUUUUGUGCCAUGAUAUAGAUGUAAAGAGAACAACAAUGUAACAAAGUGAGCUAAGAAAUCUAUAUAGAUUUAUUUUCCAAGUUAUAUAUCUAUGUGAUUGGCAUUUAGGUAUAAAUGUGUAUAUAUAUGGUUGGCACAUUGAGUUGGUUUUUACUGUGGAGAAGGCAGAAGCAAUUUUUACGUUUUUAUCUAUUGCUUAUUAUCUGCUCCUCUUUGCUGGUUCUGCCUUGCCUAUCCCUUCAAUUUUCAUUCUAAACUAUUUAUUUUACAUAGUAUCCUAUAGUAUAUGUUCACUGCUUGGCAUAUUUCACUGACUCCUUAAAUAGAUACUCCAAGAUCCUUAAAGAACCAGUUUGGAGGCCAUAGCAACCUCAUAGAAAUGAAAUUGUUAUGGUGCCAGGAGGUCCAUGAUGCUGGUUUACCUUUGGAGUUAAACCGUUCUCAAAGGGUUUAACUCCAAAGACUAUGAGCCAGUGCUGUAUCCCCCUGCCUCUCUGUCCUUCUGUUUUCUCAACAUCUUUAAACCAGAAAGCUUUCGCAGAAUCGGGCAGUGGCACAGCUGAUUGAGAGCGGUCAGCUUAUGCUCUUAGCUGAUUAGUGACUCCUCGUUCAUAAAACUGGCUUGAAAAAGUUACUUUUCAAGUCAGGUUUUUGAAUGGGGAGUCAUCGAUUGGCUAAGAGAGUCAGCUUAUUGGUCUGUCAACAUGUAAACAGGCGAAAUCUAAAUGUUCCCUUCCUGGUUUAAAAUUGUGAUGUUAUUACUUUGUACUGCCAGCUACAACUUUAGUUUUGGAUCAACAAGCUAAUAUUUCUAUUCAUAAAUAGGACUAUACAUAGGAUACAAGGUCACGCUUUUAGACUGGAAGAAAGGAGAUUUAGUCUAAGGCAAAGGAAAGUGUGUUUGUUUUGUUUUUACAGUAAGAACAAUAAGGAUGUGGAAUGCUCUGCUUGAAGAGGGGUUUUUUUUGUUUGUUUUUUAUCAAAGUCUAUACAGAUGUUUAAACCGCUAGUGGAUAAAUAUUUGAAAAAACAUAAUAUUCAUGGAUAUCAUUUAUAAUUAGUGAGGUAAUAGCUUUUUGAUCCAUGGAUAUAUUUUUUCAUAGUUACAUAGCUGAAAAGAGACUUGUGUCCAUUAAGUUCAGCCUAUCUCAUAUGGUUUUGCUGUUGAUCCAAAAGAAGGCAAAAAACCUGGUCUGAAGCACUUCCAAUUUUGCAACAAACUAGGAAAAAAUUAUUUCUUGACCCAAAAAUAGCAGUCAGAUGUCUCCUUGGAUCAAGCAGCUAUUACCCUACUAAUUAGAAAUCAAAUCCCUGUAUGUUAUGUUUUUGCAAGUAUUUAUCCAUUUAUUCAUCUGACUGCCAUUCUGCGUUUAAGAAGGAAUUUUGUCCUAGUUUGUUGCACAAUUGCAAGCGCUUCAGACUGUGUUUUUUGCCUUCCUUUGGAUCCAACAUUAAAAACAAAUGUGAGAAAGGCAGAACUUGAUGGAUGCAUGUCUCUUUUCAACUAUGUAACUAUGUAAUGUACAAAAUAAAGAUUCAUCUCAAAAACAGUAAUGCAGCGUUAAGACUGGAAUUAUUUGUGUCAGUUUAUAAUAUGGAAAGUUAAUGUAAAAUUAGAUAUAAAUGUAAUUUCUUUUUAUAAUUUAUUCACACAACCGUGAUUUGGGAGCAGUUGAUGGACUUUGGAACUUGUUGGUUUAUUUAGACUUUAUACUGUUGUAAUUUAUUGGAUACAAAAUGUUGGUGGGCAUUGUGAAUGAUUUAUCUCUUUGACCAGUUAAAUGAAAAAAUUGUGAUUUGUGUUUGGUAGCAUGUGAUUUACACUUUAACAACUGUGUUUUUAGGGUCUGAUGAAGAAAUUCAUCCGCUGUUCAACACGCGUAACUGUUGGGACUAUAAAAAAGUUUUUAAGCUUAAAAUUAAAACUUCCUAGUUCAUAUGAGGUAAGUACACUUUUAAAAUGUAGAUUAGUAGAUACAAUAAAAAAUACAAGAUGUCCACAGUGGUAAUGGUAAUGCGUUCUCAAAGCACUCCCGUGGGGGAUCCUCUUAACCCACACCUUAAACACGGCAGAAACAAACACAAAUUUAGGGUGGAGCACAAGUCUAAAUAGUAUAUAACAUACAUACAUAUUUUCGAUGUAUAUUUGAAUGAGGUAUAUGUUAAGGUAAAUGUUAAAGUUGAUGAAGGUUCUAGAAAAAUGGAAACAUAAGAGAAACCAAUAGUGCAGAUCAAUUUACAAUAAUAUAAGUAGAAAGGAGGUAACAGGAAAAACUCACAGAGAUGGAGCCAAAAGGAUGCACUUGGCUCUGGUGUUUAACGCUUGAGGAUCAUUGGGGGACAUCCAGCACACUCUUUUUGUAUAGAUGGUUUCAAAGAUUAAAUGAAACUUAACAUAUAAAAUGAAAACUAUUUAUUAAAUAAAAGAUUAUUAACAUACUGACCGUAAAAACAAAAGCAAAACCCAAUAGGGUAUAAAGUCUUCCAGUAAAAAGGGACCCAAGACGCGUUUUGCCAGUUCAGGCUUUUUUAAUUGGUAAAGUGCAUUGUAUUAGUUUGUGUGUUCUGAUUUUUAUUAAUAUUGAACCGUAUUAAGGUGACAUUUCUCACGAACUUAUUUAUAUCUAUUAACAAAAUACACAAAUUGGUGAUUACUGUGUAAAGUGCGCUUGCAAGUACAAUUGAGUGUAAAGGAGCAGCUACACACUCUAGUGGGUGCUCUCUUAUCCCCACCAAGUAUAGUAUUGAAUCAGAGUGAAUUUAGUACAAUCUAGAUGUAACAUCCAGACUAUACUAAUCAAGUGAGUGGAGCGCUAAAGAUAUACACUUACCCUAAAAUAGGGUUAGAUCUCAGAUGUGCAUUGGUACAUAUAAAGGAAACAAGAAAAUAAAACACAAUAUGGUGUAAAUCCACAAAUGAUGGUGUAUAUUAGUGAUGUUUUAAAUAGUCAAACUCACAUGGAUUAGAGCCUGCAAAACGGACAGGCUUAAAUCACUUGCACAGUAGUGUCGUAUGGAUACUGCACCCUUUUGCCUGGAAUCUGUUUCAUUUUUCUGAGCCAAUGAGAACCUGGCUCUGGAUGAUACGCUUGGGUGCCUCUUGAGAGCCUUUCAUCCAGAGCCAGCUUCUCAUUGGCUGAUAUUUCCUACUGGAAUUAGAGCGCUGGAAGCGAUCAUGAUCACUUCCAGCAGCUCUAAUAGUAUUGCAGCGAUGCCUUGAUGUUGAGGCAUCGCUGCAAUGCCCCCUCACUGCCGGUGGCCCCACGAAGAACACCGGGUGUUCGCUACCCCCGGCAGUGAGACAGAGCAUCAGAAGCCAUCAGGCAGGCUUCUGAUGCUCUGCCUGUACUGAGUGCCUCGCGGGGUCGAGGCACUCAGUAAAUAGAAUUAAAAAAAAAAAUAUAUAUAUAUAUAUAUAUAUAUAUAUUAGAGAAUUGCCGGAACUCCUGGAUUUAAGCAGCACAACGAUUUAUUGUCACAUGUCAGUCAACAUUUCAGUUCCUAGCUUGGAACUUUCAGGUUGACCAUGACUGUUGGUAGAAUUAGUGCAUGGAAAGUGUUAGAAUACCAGCAUUUGAAAUACCCUAGGGUGUCUUCUUUUAAAAAAUAUAUGGUUUGAUGGGGGUAAAUUACAUUGCUUAGCUUCAAAAAUGUCCCAAAUAGGACAUGGGUGCAUGAUGAACAGCUGAGAAAAUUCCAAGUUGGAAAACUGGAAUGCGCACCUUCCAAAUAAGGUCUUUUAGCCCCCAAAGAACCCGACACACCUAUACAUGGGGGAAUCACUGUACUCAGGAGAUGUUGCUGAACACAUAUUGGGGUGUUCUUUGUCAGUAACCCUUAAAGUUCUCCGUAUAUGUAUUCUUAAAUUGCUAUGUGUGUCAAAAAAAUCACCAAUUCUUUUUAUUUAUUUUUUUUAAAUUUGACAUAGAUUGGUGGUAAAAUUGUUGCAUAAAAAGAGUCAAGAUACCCCAAGUUUAAUACCUUAGGUUGUCUUCUUUUAAAAAAUAUAUACACGUGAAGGGUUAUUCAGGGAUUCCUGAGAGAUAUCAGUGUUGCAAUGGUUUGGAGAUGGCAAAGUGCUACUUGUACUUAUAGCCCUAUAACCUAUAACUGUCCAAAAAAAGCUAAGAACAUGUUAACAUUGGGCAUUUCUAAACUCAGGACAAAAUUUUGAAACUAUUUAGCACAGGUGUUUUUUGGCGGUUGUAGAUGCGUAACAGAUUUUGGGGGUCAAAGUUUGAAAAAGUGUGUUUUAAAAAAAUAUAUAUUUUCAUCAUAUUUUAUAAUUGUUUUUAUAGUAAAUUAUAUGAUGAAAAUAAUGGUAUCUUUAGAAAGACCGUUUAAUGGCGUGAAAAACUGUAUAUAAUAUGUAUGGGUACAGUAAAUGAGUAAGAAGAAAAUUACAGCUAAACACAAACACCGCAGAAAUAUAAAAAUAGCCCUGGUCCUUAACGGUAAGAAAAUUGAAAAACGGGGUUAAAAAGUCAUUGGCAACUGAUGCUUGUCCCUUUAAAUUAAGGUGAGUUGAAAAUAUGUUGCAAAUUGUCUGUCAGUUUUGUAAAUCCUUUUCAACUAUUUGCCAUUAUUAUAGUGUUCAAAUUUGAGGUGAACAGAAGCAAAGCUGUAACUGUGGCCUAAUAACAAGUUUAUGUUUGUGCCUUAUAGCCAUGAAUGUUUUAUUUUUCAGCUGGAUGUACUAUGCAAUGGUGAAAUCAUGGGAAAAGAUCAUACAAUGGAGUUUAUAUAUAUGACAAGAUGGAGACUGAGGGGUGAAAACGUAAUUAUAAUUUCUUAUUUUAUAUAUGUUUGCUGGAAUUUCAGAAUUUUAUUAAGAUUUUGGCAAAAUAGCUCAGUAAAAAAAAGCUUUAAUGGAAGACUGCACAUACCAUUAUAGUACCCUCUCAGAGUAAUUUAUCAAACUACUUAAGAGUUAUUUUAUUACAGCUGAAUAUGUUUUCAUUUAGCUAAUCUUUUAGAUAUUUAGAUAUAUUUGAAGCCAAUACGGGCUCUUGACUUUUAACCAUUAAAUCUGCAUGUUUAGUAGAACCUUCAUUACUUUUAAGUAUCCAUUUACUUUGCACAUUAUAAAAUAUUUCAAUUGUUAGUAGUUGUAAGGUUAUUUUUGUGUACAUUUAAAGAUACCCAUACAGCUGUGGAUGUCUGUUUCUAUUUACUUCACAGUUUCAGUAUCAGAACAGCACGACUUCCCUACACAUGUCUCUCACCGAAACUCAUCGAGAUGUAUCCGAUGCAUCUACAAACGUAUGUCCAUAAAACAAAUGUCUAAAACUUUGGUUUGUAUUCCAUGUGUAAUGAUUUGAUUGACAAUAAUAACAUUUAUGGUGCUUGUGUUUGAACAUAGAGGCUUGUAACCUGUGGUACAUGUAUCAUACGUUUCACUUGCAAUUAGGACCAGUAUGUGCCUCCUCUUUUAAUUUUAGAUGUUUAUAGCAUUUCACAGGAUGAAUAGCUUGUUUGUUAUAUUUGUUGAGCAAUAAAACUGGUUAGAAAAAAUAGCAUUUUGGAUUAGAAUAUUAAGAUGGAAAAUUGUUUAAAUCAGCACUUUGAGACGUGGAAACAAAAGGUUCACAUCUACAUUUUAGAUACAUGCACUAGGUUAUUUUUUAGUUCUAAUCAUGUCUGUGGCAUCAAUGUAGUAACAUCAUUAUUAUUAUUAUUAUUAUUAUUAUUAUUGUACUUCAGAUUCUUCUUUGGAUAGUUUGGAUGUAUUCUAAAGUGUUUGCUAUGGACAUUUAGUUACAAUGGUUUCCUAAGUGCUGCACAUUAAAAAUAAUGAAAUUCUUAAUUCUUGCCUAACUGAAGAGUAAAUGUGAAGAGUUCUCGGGACGAAACACUAAGUAAUAAAAUUGUCUUUGUUCCAAAAAUGGAUGCAACUAUCUUAAAAAUUGGUGUUAUGUUUGCAGAUGAUAUAGAAGUAGUCAAAGGAAGUUUCUCAAAUUGUUUGUUUUGUUUUUACUGUUUUCAGUCUUUUCCCAUGGUACUGCAAUAUCGUCCAAGAAUCGACUUUGGUUAACUAAUAUACCUGGGACACACUGAGAAUCCUGCACUGUUUGUUUACUCAUCGACAGAUUGCACAAUGAAUGGAUGUGCUGAAUCUAUGGACACAAAAGAUGCCAUUAAUAUUACAGCAUGCCAACAUUAAUGUGGUUUCUCUCCAAAUAUGUCAGCUGUAUAUUUGUUAAUAUUACUAAUGUAAUUGAAACAACCAAAUAUGUGCAUUUAUGUUAUUGUAAUGCCGCAGCUAGAUAUAUAAAAGCGGAGUCUACAAAACAUUUUGUAAUCAUACAGUUGUUGUAGUAACAGCACCAAUGUGUAUUGCCUUAGAAGACUAAUAGAAUUAUUCCUUUGUUUUCCCAUUUUAUAAACUGUAUUUUGUUAAAUGGUGAAAUAGAAAGCAAAUUGACUGUUCUGGCUUUAUUUUUGGGGGAACUAACAUGAACUAGAAAUAAGCAAAUUAUUUUUAAUGUCAUCUCUAUAAAUACCAAAUAUUUGUUAUAUGUAUAGGCCAUAAUAAUUUUUUUGUUAUACUACAUUGAAACUGGUUCUAUUUUUAUUUUUUCUUUCCGAGUAACCCAGUGUUUACUGUUUUGAAAAACAAUCCAAAAUUAAGGUACGUUACUUUUUUAAUAUUGUAAAUUCAGCUAUAAAAGCCUGGCCAAUUAGAAUAGUUUUUUUAGAUUUUAAUAUUUGUAUGUUUUAUUUCCGUUUUGUGUUUUUUGUUUUCUUUAUGUGUUUUUGUUUUUUUUGUGUUCUAUAUAUUCCUUAUCUUUUUUUUAAUGUUUUAUUGUAGUUUAGUAUUUACCAAAUAUUUUAUAAUUGGUUGUCUUCCUUGUUUUAAAUAAUACAGUAUAAAGUUAUUUUAAACUAUAACAAUGCUAUUUGUAAUGCAAAAAUUCAGGUUGCCCCAGAACAAUCAAAAGUUGCAUGUAAAAAUAUUGACCACAAAUUACUGCAACUUUUGAAGUGUGUAAAUACUCAUUUACAUAUCUCAGAGGAUAUUGCAUUGAUGAUGGAAAGGUAGUUAUAUUUUAAAUAGUAUAGCAAGCACACCCGGCAAACAAUGCCCAUACAGCUGCUCUGAUACACCAAAUGCGUACUAUACCUAUAGCUAGCAGAUGAUCAUAGCUGUAGAACUUUUGAUAGGUGGCAGAAAUUUGGUCGGCUAUUUGAGAACUGGUCUACUGAAAUUAAAUUGUGCUUCCUUGUUUAUUAUGCACAGUUAGCACAGAAGUGUGUUAUACAAUGAAUUGUUUCUUUUGUUUCAAAAAGUGGUUAGAUGUUCUCAAUUCUGUUUCUCUUAAGGAAAGAAAUUAAUUUACCAUAAACUAAUGCUGGGUCAUAUAUAUAUAUUUUUUUUUGAGGAGACCUAUAUAUUAACCAAAACAAACUGAAUAAAAAGGAAUAAUACUGUAGCCUUUAAACAAUUAAUCAGAAGAAACAAGAUGAUUUAUUGCACUAUUGUAUUUGAAGAAGGGACUUGAUGUCUGGAAUUAUAUUUUUAUAAUUUAUAUUUUAUGUUAAAAUCUAUUUUUACCUGGAAAAGGAUAUAUGUGGAAAUACUGCACGCUAAUUGGAUCCUUUCAAAAUCAAACUUUUGUAUUUGGAAAAUGCUGAGUUUAAACUAAUAUUUUUGUAAAAACAGUAAUUUUAUAAAGCCUAAUACAAAGUGUGUUAGUCACUCAUCUAUAAUACGCCAUAAUUUAAGUAUAUGUUGUUGAUGUUUAUAUGCCUGUCUUAUUUGAAAGUGAUAAAUAUAGACACAAAUAUACCACAAUGAAAAUAUUGUUUGUUUUUCUUAUGCUUAUAAAUAUGUUUUAAGUGUUUGUGUGUUUGUACAAAACAAACAUGGCAUUGAUUUUCU